This is a messenger RNA of Xyrichtys novacula (pearly razorfish), 74317 nucleotides long. The record is from the annotation of a GenBank genome assembly. Lineage: Eukaryota; Metazoa; Chordata; Actinopteri; Labriformes; Labridae.
AUAAGGACACAAACGUCUCCUGAAAUCCAGCCGCUGCUCUGUUUUUACGCAGCAGAUUUGAAGAAACAAACAUCUAAACAGGAGGAGCAGGGACUGAAGGGAAAGUCUCCUCUGCACCGCCGCUAUUUCCACAUCUUUCAAACUAACUUCUCAGGUACAGUGAGCUUUCAACAAAUUCAGGAGAGGGAGGGUUACUUUCAAAUGAUUGACGAUCAAUGACUCCCUCUGUAUUAUUAGUUUGAAAACUACAUUUUCCAUCAUCUCCAAACUCAUCUGUCUCUCUCUUUCUCCUUCACGCUCCUUCCUCUCCUCCUCAGCGGCACACACACUCGGGCAGGACCAGCAGGACCUUUACCAUGACGCGGGUUGUGCUGGAUGCUCCCCUGACUCUUCUCCUCGCCGUGGUCCUCUCGUGCCGGAGCGUCCGCGGCGGUUACGGGAUGAGCUUGUUCGCGGCGCAGACCUCCCCUCCGGACCCCUGCUACGACGAGCACGGCAACCCGCGGCGCUGCAUCCCGGACUUCGUCAACUCCGCCUUCGGGAAGGAGGUGAAGGUUUCCAGCACCUGCGGCAAAGCGCCGAGCCGGUACUGCGUGGUCACCUCAGCGGAGAAAGGUGACGAGAGGACCAGGAACUGUCACACCUGCGACGCCUCGGACCCCAAGAAGUACCACCCUCCAGCCUACCUGACGGACCUCAACAACCCGCACAACCUCACGUGCUGGCAGUCCGAGAACUUCAUCCAGUACCCGCAAAAUGUCACCCUGACUCUGUCCCUGGGGAAGAAGUUUGAGGUGACUUACGUGAGCCUUCAGUUUUGUUCUCCUCGGCCUGAAUCCAUGGUGAUUUAUAAAUCCAUGGACUACGGGAAAACGUGGGUCCCCUUCCAGUUUUACUCCACGCAGUGCAGGAAGAUGUACAACAAACCGAACAGGGCCGUGAUCACCAAGCAGAACGAGCAGGAGGCCGUGUGCACGGACUCGCACACCGACAUGUACCCUCUGACCGGCGGCCUCAUCGCUUUCAGCACGCUGGACGGGAGACCCUCCGCGCACGACUUCGACAACUCCCCGGUGCUGCAGGAUUGGGUCACGGCCACGGACAUUAAAGUCAUCUUCAGCAGGUUGCACACUUUCGGAGACGAGAACGAAGACGACUCGGAGCUGGCCCGGGACUCGUACUUCUACUCCGUAUCGGACCUGCAGGUUGGAGGGAGAUGCAAAUGCAACGGGCACGCGUCCCGGUGCGUAAAGGACCGGGACGGGAAUCUGGUGUGUGAGUGCAAACAUAACACCGCCGGGCCCGAGUGCGACAGGUGCAAACCUUUCCACUAUGACAGACCGUGGCAGAGAGCCACAGCGCGGGAGGCCAACGAGUGCGUGGGUAAGUCCAACCUCACUGUUUCUCUGUUUCCGUGGAGGCUUUCUGAGCUGCUUUUUAUUGAGGUGUAUUUUAGCCAGCCAUGGUGUGAAUAUUGAAGGAAAAAUGACAUCGAUAAAUCAACGAAAUACCUCAAAUAUCUCUAAAUCUUCUGCGUAAUGGCCGCGUAAUACAGACAUCAUAAUAUUAAUAUUAAUAAUUAUAAUAAUGGUCAUAAUAAUAAUUGCAAAUAUAUGAAAAUUUUUGCAGCUUGAGGUCAUUUCCCCCCAGAAUUCACCAUUUCCUUAAAAAUACGACCGCAGCAAAGGCGCAUUUUUCCACCACAUUUUGGCGCACCACCAGCAUCAAAUUGCACUGAAGUCACAUGCAACAUGUAAAUGUAAUUUGACAGUUCAUUUAGCUUGCUACAGGCCAUAAUGGAUCUCUUAAACCUCCUCUAACAGACCACAGGAACCCAGUCAUCCACAGGCAGGAACGUUUCUCCACCGCUGCAAUAAAGCGAUGCAUUUAAUUCAUCGGAAAAAAAUCUGCAACAAACACACCGCAGUGAUAAUGAAACACAGAGAUCUAAUUACAAUAUCUAUGCUCUUAUUUUUUUGUUAAGGACUGUAUCAAAAGGGUUUUAUUUUUCAUCACUUUAACGUAGUCCUUUUAAUUUAGUUACAUGAGCAGAAGCAUUGUCAAACCAUAAAUUCAAUCUUUUCACUCUCUUUUGAUUUCCUUUACCUUUUCUAAGUUUUAAAAAGAGGUUGAAAUUUUAAUAAUUAUUUUUAAGCAUGAUUUACUUCAUAUCAAUAAGCAGAGACACAGACAUUUAAAUAUAUCACAAAAUAACAGUCUAAAUAAACUUAACACAGUAAUGAAAGCAGAUGCCACAUGUUGCUGAGAGCCAAAGUCAUGUUUCACCACAAUCCUGUUUCUGUGUAAACUAUAAAUAAUCCAAGGUAAUCUGCCAGGUUUGUGUACUUUAAAAUGAAGUAUUCAAGAUGAUGUUGGAAAGAAAGAGUUUGAGAAUGUGGAAGAUUGUACAAAUUUACAAAACGACUGUUAAAGUCCAAGUGAAGUUUGCAUCACAAAGAUUUGAGUGUGCUUUAAGUUUUCGUGUUGAUUGGUUUUACCAAAACUUAAGCCUAGUUCGGUGUCUGUUUGUGGCAUUUCCUUUUUUAAAGCGUACCAGUUGGUUUCACCUACUUCGAAUAUAAAUUGACAUGUUUUUUUUUUAAAUUGUGAAUAUGUAGAGAAUCAGACUUGUAGUGACUUGUUGCUCUCAUGGUGCGGCUGCUUCUGAUUAUGAGGUCUGCAGUGAAGAAAGUCGGACAGAGGAAUAGAAAGAUUCUGCUAACAGAGGCUUACAAUUCCAGCGUAACUCCACUAAUCACCUUAAAUGAUGUUAAAAACCCUGAUAUUUCCCCCACUGCUGCGAGUAAGCCUCUGUACUCUCUGACAGUUGCAGCACGUCACACACUCUGACAGUUUUUUAAGAGCUUUUUGUGUGAUGUGUGUUUUCUGUUUCUAAAGCUCGAACAUCUCUCAGCAGCAGGCAUGAAGAUAAUCUUAAUUUCACAAGGGUAGUUUUGUUGAAGUGCCUUCGAUCUGUAAACACUUUGCAAUGCAGAAAAGAGAGCAAUGAAGUUUUGGUUUUUACUGUUUCAAUCAUGGGUGUCAAGUACUAAUGGCAAUCUGUAUGCCUUUUUUAUGUGGAGGCAGUUUUUAUUUUUCUGUAUUUUUUUUCUAGUCUUCAUACAUUUUUUUUCCAGAAAAAAAUAUGUGUGGUGAUUAAAAGAAACUUCACUAGAAUGAAAAAAAUUAGAAAAAAAAGGUAAACUUCAAAAAAAGGAACUUCAUUAUGUUCAGAAGCAACAUUGAGGUUUCAGAUGAAGUCUAUAGAAAGCAAGGGCAGAUUUUAAUUCAUGAAGUGAUGCGAUAAAGUUGUGGAAAAAAUUAAAGAACUUUAUAGUCACAACUCUUGGCACUUGAAGAAACUGACAAUAUACAAACGGAUUUUUUUUGGCGCUUUUUUCUCAGCCAGAACAUCCAAACUUGACUCACUGAAACCAUAAUUUAGCAGAGUUUUGCGCCAAGUCUUGCAGAAAAUCACGAAUGUGCAUGUUAUCAAAAUGAGGGUUUGUUGGUGCAUCCUCAUACUUGACAGCGUGCUGUGUCACAGGACUUUUAGGAGGACGUGUUUCUUUGUGCAGUGAACUUUCUGGAGCUGUGUUUGUGUGUGUGCAGGCAGGAGUGUUGCAAGUUCUUGGCACCCCUGAUAGUUUCUGAUCCUCCAGAAGAAAAAGCGAAAAAGAGGGAAAAUAAAACAAGUCUGGAAACAGAGAAAAAUCCCAAAAGCACACUGAACUCAUAGACAGGUGUGUGUGUGAAUCUGUGUUUUACUCUUAAGUGCGCUUUGUUGAUUACUUCCAUCAGGACCACAGUGGUCACUUUAAUCUUCCUGGAUGUGCUCUUCCAUCCGUUUGAGUUAUGAUUCACAGAGCAAAGAAAAACUCCUAAUGCAACAUCCUCUAUUCAGAGGGAUUCAUCAAAAUUGCUGAAUUGUCUGCCAUGAACUUUACGGAUGCACCAUGGCCUACCAGAACACUCCUCCACUUGGAGAGUAAAGGAGGCGGAACUGUGUCAGCUAAUUGCUGUAUGACGAAAACUGGCUGCAGUCUGAAAUUCCCCUCCGGAGAUAAAUUCUUUCAAUGCAAAUUUACUGUAAAUGUAAUUUUUUUUUAGGAUUGUGCAGUUUGGUUGACGUGUUGAGUGAAAAAGAAGGAAAAAAAGAAGAAGAGAAGGUGUCUUGAAUUAUUCAGGGAGAUUAGAAAAGAAGCUUGGAGGCAUGCAGGAUGAGGGAGACCGACUCUGCAGCUCAGAGAGGAGCAGAGCCGCAGGGAGGGGUGGAGGAUGACAAUAGUGAAAAUAAAAGAGAUGUAUGAUGAGGGAAAUGUGCGAGAGAGGGGGAGCAGAGGAAUAAAGGUGACAUUUCCAGGGCCUGCAGGCCAGCAGUACAUCUUAACAAUUUGCUUAUUUUUCUUUGCGCUGCUCAUCUGGAAAUCAGAAUGUCAGGGGACAGGAGUGAGCCUUUCCUUUUUCCUCCCGUUUAGAUAUUCAGAGUUCUGUCUGUGUGGUCAUGGUGUAAAAAACUGUUUUCUCUAGAUGAUCCAACUCUCUAUUUUUGAUCCUCUCGAACUGGCUGCUGUUUUGUUUCCACUCCUUCCACACAGUAUCAGCUGGCUGACUUUUACUUACCUGCAGUUUUUCCCCCCACUUUUUCAAAACUACAGAAAUCACACAGCUGUCAAACGUUCCCAGGUGCUGACAAAAGUACAGGAUAGUUGACAUGACUGAUUUAUUCCCAUUAGAAUAAUUGCCUUUUGAGGCAACAACCACUUGUACAGAAGACAAGCUGUUCUCAUGCCUUUUGAAAUGUGGGUGUGUAUUGACCUUGAAAUGCUUAGAAGCCAAAAAAAAAAGAAAAAAAAUCUAAAUGAAGGAAAAGUGCCCUGACUGGAAGUGAAAGUUCACCAAAACUGAAAAUUCAGUCAUACAUGUUGACAAUUAAGACCUUUGUCUAUACGAUCACUUGGCUGUCAAUGGAUUAACCUGACAAACUUUUAUUAUGUGACACAUUCACAACAACUUUAAAGGACUGUUUGUUCGAUCAACAGAGUUAGCAUUAAUCAAUUCCAUGUUAUUGAGCAGUUUCAUAGAGAAAAAGUAGUUACGUCAACAACUCUCAGACAUGCCAAAAAUUUUGCAUACAGAAAUGAAAAGUGACCUUGAAUGAACUGAAAUUCAGUGAAGUGGGAAUAGGUUUUGUUUUACUGCAGGUUCUAGUAAUGAUGUCUAAAUUGGAUAUUGAUUAACUUUUUGUAUCACAAUAAACAGUUAGAAAACCUGCUUUCAAAAUGUCAGAGGGUGAAUUUCUUUCGUUGACAUAGUUAGAGUGUAUACGUCUUAUACCAGGAAAAGACAACAGAGAUCAUCAUAGCACCCUAAAGUGAAGCCAGAUUCACCCACCUAUAAAAAAUCAUGUCUGUAACCCUACCACAAACUAAAGAUUGUUGGGUUGUUGUUGACGAUGGUUUAAUUGGUUCAAAAACCGUUUACUUUUGCAGCUACGAAAAUAGUCACUCAGAUUCAACAGUCGGUGGCGCUUCCAUGGCAGCAGUAGAGUUAUUGGUUCACUUACAGAUCAAAUUGACAGCAAAGCCAACCAGUCCUGUCACACUACCAAAGCUCAUACCAUGCUGCAGUUUGUAGUAGGGCUGGGCGAUAAAAUGAAAAUUUACCGAUACCAAAAUUAACUGACGUCAUUUUGCCCAUGUCAAUAUAUUCGGUGUCAAAAAAAUAAAAAAUUAAUAAAAGUUGGUUUUGGAUGUGUGUAGGUAGUCUAUGGUCUCAUGUCCCUUUAAGACGCUGUCCUACAUCAGAGAUGUGACUCCACCCCAUCCAGUCUGUAACAAAGAGGGAAAGACAGGUGAGGAGAUGGAGGACGGUUCAAAAGUUGAACCGGCUGAAGUAGACAAAGUUAAUGUGAAAGGGGGUGAGCAGCUUGUGGAGUAGUUAUCGUCCAAUAUUGUGAUAUUGAUUCGAGGCCAUAUCGCCCAGCCCUAGUUUGUAGUUGUGACUGUUUUCUUUAAUUUGUUUGAAGGCUCUUUCACUCUUAUCCUUGUGUGGUUUGACAUCUAUCGCUAGUCUCACAGGUAUUUUCUUCCUCGUCUUUCUUUCUCUUCUGCGGGCUCAUCAUCAGUCAUUAAACAGGAUUUUAAAGCUCUUGUUUUCCACAAACUUAGGGGGCUAUUAGAAAUAGUCUCCAUGUUAUCUAUCGAUGCUGUCGGAAACAAAUGUAGGUAGAGAUUUAUAAAUGAACUUAACAUAAUCUGCUAGCCCCCUAUCAGCUUAACCAGGUUGAUAGUGAGAAGCCCAAUAAUGAAACUGAUGUCAUUUCCAAGUAUAAGAUGCAUCUUUUGACCUUUUUCUGCAUAAAAUAGUGUAAUUUUCCAGGUAACAUACGUCAUGCCAGAUAUGGAACAAAGAUGUUCUGCAGGCGUAUCCUCAGAUGUUUCCUUGCUGUCAUGUCUGUUUGGUACCUGUCAGACACAACCACAGGUCUGGGUCAUGUUAAAGAAUCUUACCAUGUUGCUGUAAACCGGCGUGCUUCGUCUUCAAAGGUGCAGGCAGAAUGUGUUGUUAGUUCUGUGCACAAAAAACAAAGCUGGCAAUGAAGCAAGUCUUACUAUCGUAAACUCUAUUUUUUUGGAACAGCAUUUACCUCUUUCCUCAUCAAAUCCACACAGAUUUCUUCAAGUCUUUAGCUGCUUGUUCCAUCAAGAGGAGGGGAAUGGUCUCUCUCUCUCUCCGAGACUGAGCUCUUAUCACUGUUUAUGACUCGCUUUGUAAACCCACUGCAAAAAAUAAGUUGCUCUUGUUCCAGACGACUGGCUCGGCCUUCUGUUUUAUAUUUUCAGGACCUGUUGUAUCUCUCAAACAGACAGAAACAUGGCCACUGAGCCAGGGCACACUGUAAGCAAGGCUGAUGGUUCAGUAUAUCAAGUGCUGCAACCAAAGACAGGAAGAGACAGCCAGGAGAGACACACAUCUGCACACACAAGCGUGCAAUAAGGAAUCAGUAAUGGGGAAAACUCUCUGCAGCCCGUUCAGUAAACAGGAGAUCUUGUAGGUUUACAUGUGUGUGUUUGCAUGAGUUCAUGUGCUGCCAACGCACCUUGUGUAUUGCGUGUGCAGAGAGUGUGUGAUUUAUUGUGUGUCCAAGAGGGGAUUUCAGGUGAAAGGCCAGACACACCUGCGGCAAAUUGAGACAGUAUUUUAGAGGAAGAAGCCUUCAGUCAUUUGAGUACAAAUGUUAAAAACACAAGAUUUAUUAAUCAGACUUUAAGGAGACAGUUUGAGAGAAAAACAUGCAGCCAUUAUGAUUCUGUCUUGUAACUUUUGAGUGAAGGCAGGUGAGUUUUCCAGAGAGAAGCAAUGUUUAUGUUUGUACCAUAGACUGUCUGAAAAGAUGGAUGACACGGCUCCUCUCCAAAAGUAAAGCAAGAAAGUUUGGGCUCCCCCUUCUGGUAGGCUGCAAUUUAGGUCACAAAGCCCAUCACUUCUUUGUUAACAGACAGGAUGUGUGUCAAACUAUAACAUCAAUAUACAAACAAUUAUUUAUCUCAUAAAACAUGGUUUCUGACAUUUUAGUUACUUCUUUUCAUGCUGUUUUUCCACAAUGUCAGUUUUUCAGAUAAGUCCAGUUUGAAUUGGCUGUAAAAAUGGGUUUAUGGAGCCAUGAUAAACAGCACUGCUGACUAAUGCAGCUCCUACUGCACCGUGUAAAAACAGGCUACCAGUGCAACGGAGGAAAAAUGACAAGUUAUUUUAACCUUCCAAGUUUGCAACUCAAGAAUAUGUUACGUUGAAGACCUGCCGGAUGUCAUGAUCAUGGAUCUUGUUGUUUUAUUGUUAAGUUAAAUAUGUGCAUUUGUUUGUAGAAAAGCAUUAGUGCAUUGGCUCCACCUGUUAAGUCCAUUUGUGUUAGGGAUGUUCCAACAAGGGUACCUCACGAUUUCUUUCGAUCUUAGGAGCUUCGAUUCUCGAUUCGAUUCGAUUAUUGGUGUCAUGAUUCUUCGAUUACUGCCAUUUUUAAUGCUUUUUUCCAUAGAAGAUUUGAUGUCUUUGUAAAUGAAUAGCCCUGCUCUCUCAUAAAAUCCAAAGUACUUCCACACGGUUGCAGUCAACCCCGAUGACGAGAGAAUCGGACGCUCUUUGGAGGCUGCUGAAGCUGUUGCCAUUUUGCAAAGAAACAAACAUGCUCUGUCUGUCACUAAACAGUCCGAGCGGCGCGUGCGUUAAGGUUCCAGUUACGUGUUUUUUGUUCCAGCCUUGCGGCAAAGUAUCAACUCUAUUAUCAAUUUAUGAAUUUUUUUAAGCAAUGACUUUAAUUAAUCAAUGCCGAAUCGUCACGUGAAGCUUCACGAUGUAUCGACACAUUGAUGAAUUGAACCCACCUCUAAUUUGUUUUAACUUACGCAGGCAGAGCCUCACAUAUGGGGUAUUUUCGCCAUGUCCUCUUUCUUAUAUACAGUCAAUAUAUGAACUGGCCAGAUAUUUAAAGCACUGAACUCUAUUACAGUUGAUAAAUCCUGUUUCUGUCCUUUGUGUCAGUCAUUUUGCACCGCAGAUAGCCCCCAGACCUGGGUCAAAGGUUCUUGAUUUUCAGGUUCCAGAGAGCUGUCAAAGUUUCUGUUUCAAACAUUUCAGAAAGAGAGCGUACAAUCCCAGGCGUAAGAGGGUUUAUAAUCACAAUGACUUAGGUUUAAAUCGACGCCGUAGUUGUAACACAUGAUGUAGAUUCUGUGGAGUAUGUCGAAGCAUGGCGGAUCUUGAAGCUAUUAAUGUCAGUGUUUUUGGCUGCAGCCCCCUUUGAGCUGGAAUUUUUGGAGCUAGUUGUUGCCUGUCAUGAAGCCUGUUCAAGAAACAAUUACAUUUUGAUGGAGCUCCACUUGCACAGAUAAUACAAUCUGACAAGCCUUUGAAGAGAAGAAAUGAGUUUACAUAAAAGGAGUUUGAGAAUAAUAUACAGAUUGGACAGGCUGUUAGCACACAAAGCAUCAAUUAGAAAGUGUUUGUGCUGAGAGAACUACAAGGAAGGCUGCCACUUUUCAUAAAAGUAAAAAUUAAACCCAAAUACAUCUGUAAGUGUGUUUUUCUGGAGCUAUCCGCACGUUGCUUUGUAUUAGUCUCAAGUGAAAAGAGAUCAUUUUCACUGCGGCCAGUUUUACUGCCUCUGACAAAGCCCAGGUUGCACAGCUCGGGGGUCAAGGAAUGUAUUCACUUGUCAGAAAAGACAAAACCUACUCUGAAAUUUCACAGCCUCGGUGUCUGCUGUUGAAUUCAGGCUCCUUUGGGCAAAGUGAACAUUUCUGCGGCUGCUUUGGCUACGACACUUAAUGCAACACAGAUCCUGCUCGUAGGGUGAUUGUCGGCCUGUGUGUGUGUGUGAGUGAGGAGGUAGUGCGCACACUCGUACCAGAAAUGGAACCUCAACCUUGUUUUUGAGAAACGGUUUGGUCGGGAGCCAUAUUGACUCCAAAAGAAAACCAUAUUGUGUUACUCUGCUGGCUCCUGGCCUGGACUCACUUCCUCUUGUCACCGUCACUGGUGCUUGAACUCACUGUGGACUGUGGCUGGUUUAUCACAACAUACAGGCAAGGCCAGGAUGUCAGAUUGUCAUCAUCAUAUUGUUUUCAUUUUGGAGAUUUGUUUGGAUCAGAAAUAUCACCACCGCACACCUGUGGGUGAAAACAUGCGCUCUUUGUGUGCCUCCUAUUCAGAAUCUUUCCAUCCAAUCUCCAGCGCGCUCUUCCAGCAGCUGGUGAUAAUUGGUCCGGCCUAUGAGAUUUAAAGUCGAUCUUUUCCCCCUUCCCUCCAUCCUUCCAACACAAAACUCCACUUACAGUAUCAGCUGCAGGAGUAGCUCACUUCCGCACUUUGUUUUUACGCUGUCAGGUAGAGCCUCCAGAGAGAAACUUUGGCACGCCGCACACCAACGAUUUUCAGCAAUCUUAUUAAUCUUUUUCAAACCACAGACAUGAAGUAGGUUUUCUUUUACAGCGAUGACAGCUGUUUCAUUAUUUUCAUUGGAAGGCGUGCUCUUUGACAGCGCUGAGAGUUUGAUCCGAGCUGGUUUCCUCGGGGCAAAAAGUUAAAUGCAUUACAAAUUCACCAAAACGGUGUUAGAACAUGACUAGAAUGUUUCGCAGAUAUGUGCAAAAAGAGGGUUUGAAGGACACAAGGGAUGCAGGCAACAUAAACAGUUAUGUACUCAACAACUUUUCGUCGUCCUAAUUCCUGCAGAGACAGAAACAUGCUGUUGAUACCUGCUGCAGCUGUCUGCCAGUUAUCAAUAUGUGUGUUUGACAUUAUACGGUGAAUUUAUUUGCAUGUGACGGAGAAUAGAUUGUGCAACUUAUGCGAGUGGAUUGUCCGCCUGUGGGUGUUUACACUAACUGUAAUUCUGUCAGGGAUGUGAGCGGCCCUUCAGCGCCCGAGGAGACGUCUGUUAAUGAAUUAAUUGGUGACUUGAUGCCACAGUGAAAGCUCGUCUCAGCCCAAGGAGGAUCUGUGUGUGUGUUGUGGGUUUGGCAGAAACCACAGGGUUAAGUGUGUUUGUGUGUGUUUGUGUGUGUAAGGCAGACAAAAGGACAUCAUGAGAGAUUGAGAAAGAGAGAAACAGAGGUGCUUGUGUGCAGCGGAAAGGUUUGGUUUGGUUUGGUUUGAGCAGGUACCACAUGAUUAAGGAUAAUCAAAAACAACAGCCGACAACAUCAGCAUGUGAUCACACAUUUAGACACAAAACCUGCCAGAGUCUUUGUGAAUCACAGCCUGCAGGGCUCUCGUACAGACCAAGCACGUACACCAAACUAACCAAUGUCCCACAUGAGAUGACAGAUGCUAAUAUGGCAGGACAUAAUCUGUGCAGUUUUACUGGGAAUUAAUCGUAGGAAAUGUUCUUACAUUGUUCUAACUCCCUGUCUGGGGAGUUCGAUCCAUUCUGGGAUUUGAGGUUGUGUUAUAAAAAAAAAGAAAAGAAAAAAAAAUCUUUGUUCUGACUUUAUUGGGUUUAGCUGGACAGCUAACAAACAGCUGGACACAAUCUGCAUAUAAACAACAUGCAGAGUUUUACUCGUUAUUACAAUAAAUGAGACUGACUUUACAGAUCAGAGGAGAGUUUGUGAUUCAUCCUCAGAGGAACUGCUUGGGAAACUCAAAUAUUGUCUUAAUUUGAAGACACAAAGGAAACUUUUGCAGGCUGUUGGUUCAGAAAAGCUUUUAAUCUCCACUUUUUUACACCAUAGGAACAAAAACCGAGACUUGACCAUAUACAGUGGGUACUAAUAAAAAUAUGGUUAGUCAAACAUGAAGCUAAUGAGAUGACUACACAGCUACUGCCACUAAUUUAUGUCUUUAAAAGAGUGCUUUGCUAAUUACGCAUUAAACUCCUAUAACAGCCAAGACACUAUUCACCAAAGAAUGCACUAAAAGAUGGUGUUUUCUCUCUAUUUUAGAAAGCUAGGGAUAUCGGAACGUAUUGGGAGCAUCGCAUAGUUUAGGUUUUGGGAUUCAGUCCAACAGCAUCUAAUGUUAGCAUUAGCUAGGACGUGAAUCAUCAGCUAACACUACCAUAGGCUGAUGUCCCCCUUGAUUGCACUUGUUCAUGGUCUCUUCAGUUGGUCAUUGAAUGAAUCCUGAAGGUAACCAGAACAUAUUUAAUAUCAACGCAAUAUAUUUGAUAAUGGUUAGAUGAUAGCUAAUGACAGCAGUCAGCCACUUUUUUCCCCAUAUUUAUUAGCUAAAACGGUGGUCCCCCAACCUUUUUUGUACCAGGGACCAUGCAGGAAACUUUUUCCAAGGACCAGGUAGGGGCGUGGAGGUUCCAAUAACAAAAACCUUAAUCAGUUCAUAGUAUAUACAAAGCAUGUAAUCUAGAUACAACAAUUACAAAUUAUAUUAGGCACUUUUCAUUACACUUUGACAUCAACUCACCAUAAUGCAGAAUCAACCCUUUCUCUCUCCAGUGAACUCUGUUUCUGGCUCAUUUUUGCAAAGGCUAGCUUGUGUUGCUGAAGCAGGAAAAUGACGUGCCGAAGAGUCAAGCGCGAAAGUGAGGCGAUGGCUGAAGUGGUGCUCUUUCAAAAUAAGAUAUUGGGAGGACGGAUGAAAAGAAAAGAAAAAUUUUUAAUAAUCGUUAUUUUUUUGUGGCCUGGUACUAACUGAUCCAUGGACCUGUACUGGUCUGGGGCCUGGUGGUUGGUUACCUCUGAGCUAAAACACCACGUUAGCCAGGAGGUGGCUAAACCCUGUUACACUUUUGUCUAAACCUGAAUAAGCUGCAAACAUUUCAUGACAUAAAUAGUAUUUUUGAUGAGGAGUAGAUACCAAAACAAUUCGAUAAAAUUUGGGGAACAAUCAUGAGACAAUAGGAACAUUGUCACUUGGGAUUUUCCCAGAGCUAAUCAGAGUUUAACAGCCAUGGAAAUUGUAUUAGUACGGGCUUUUGGUUGCGUUAUGCUUGUAGCAGAAUAAAUAGCCUUUAGCCACAAAGAUGAAGAACAGGCUACAAAAGCUUAUAAAUCACACUUUUAUUUCUAACCCCACUAGUCAGACUUUUUGACGAGCAAACUUGUAGUUUGAGCCGAGACUGGGGCCGACUUGAGUGACAUCACUUUAGAUUGUUAAUCAGAUUUCAAGCAGCCUUGCCUGAACUUUCCUCAAUUUUUAUAUAUUAUCAAAUCAAUAGUGGAGUCCAGGGGUGUGUUUUUAAUGGGGCAUGGCACCCUUUGGCACCCUUCUUGACAAGCCCCUGGUAAAGUCCCGUUUUCAGCAUCCUGGUUUAUACAGAGGCCAGCUUUAGUAAUUCAUGCAGUCAUCACAUCUGAAACAUGCUGGUAGCACCAUAAUGAUUCACUGCCAUCAGCAGAGACAGAGCAGAGCGGCCUCACUUGUUAAAAGGAGGUCAUAAAGGGCCAAGUACACAGAGUAGGAAAACACUGAGAGCGAGAGUCUACGAGAGAGAGCGCCUGGUUCUGCGAGCAUGUGUGUGGGAUGAUGUAUUUGUAGAAACUGGCAGCUUGUAAGAGUUAAAGCGAUGAGUGUGUGCGUAAAUGUGAGACCUGAUCCCGAGAGCGGGGCCAGCAGAGCUGUAGAAGAUCAGGACUGAUGACCUCAGCAGCUCUGUGUGGCAGCGGGUUACUGCACGGUUACCAAGAGGAGGGCAAAGGUUUGCAGCCAAUGAAAAUAUAUAAUGUGGACUGUUGGCAUCAACAAAGUGCGCAAGGAAGGAAGCAAGCGGUGUGCCCUGGGCUGUGCCUUGCAGGAAUUAGCUAAUGCAAUAUGAAUGAAGGUAUAAGUCACAUCUAUGUGUGCUGCAUUCCUUCUCAUACCUCCAGGUAGAGGAAACACAUCACAACAAGCACCGACACCAGUGCAGCAUGUGUUGUUUCAUUAUGUUACAAUUACCGGAGUCUGUUCACACUUUAAAAUGAAAGCCUUGGCACAGCUUGUUAUGACUCCUUCACAAAUCUCCUUGUUGCUGGUAGGGGCUCUAAAAGCAUCAACAACAACAAUAAAAAACAGAUACUGACUCGUAUGUGUGUGUGUGUGUGUGUGUGUGUGGGAAAGAGAGAAAUGAAAGAGAAGGAGGCUUUUGUGUUUUCAGCAGCUCAGCGUUUGAUUCAAGGUGAAAGUCCUGGCACAAACUUCUCUGGCAACAGUCGCGCCUCUCGCCGACAGGACCACCUAGUGCGAGUGUGAGCACAUCAGGCCUGACGCAGGGGUCCUUAACACUUGCAGCUAAAGAUGAUUAACGGCUGGACACAGCUUCACCAUGACACAGCAGCUUGUUGAGUAGAUUAGAGCGUCCCCUGCUGUUGCAAAGAAACACUUUAGUUGUCCUGUGAGUGAAAUAGAAACAGCUGGAAUCUGCAUUUUAAGCUUAAUACAUCAGCAGUAGUUGGUUAUGUUCACAUCUAGGCUUUGUAUGUUCAUUAAGCCGCAACUGUUAAAGGUUGGAGUUUGUUUCCAUGUGUUAUUCUUUAUCUAUCCGUCUUUCUCUCUGUCACUCUCUCUCACUCACACCCACACACACAAACACAAAGAGCCAGAAAAAGGCACCUGUGACAGAUCAAGCAGAGUUAAACAAUUUCAUUGUGCGUCAAACAUGCUCACAUGCUGCUGCAAAACUUUCCUUGGAAUUCCUCCUGUGUGUGUGUGUGUGUGUGUGUGUGUGUGUCAAUGCGUGUCAAUGUGUGUGUGGGGGUUGUGUGUGUGUGUGCUCGUCGCCGAAUAGCUGACGGAGAUUUAUAACCGAUGCCUUUGUCUUUCCCAUAUAAGUCAUGGCACAGGCUUCGUGACGGUGUGUGCGUCUGUCUGUUUGUGUGUGUGGCAGCCAACAGGUCACCAGAGGUUUGUUGCACCCGGUUGUCAUGGAUGCCUGCUGGUCACAGUACUCUGUAUGUGUGUGUGUGUGUGUGUGGGCCUGUGAUUGUCUGUGUGACCAGUAGUAAUACAGGCAGCUCAGAGUCAUACAUCAGCUUUUUAUCUCAGGACAUGUCAGUCUGUUGUUGGACCAAACAAGCUGGUGAAAAAAAAAGUUGUGUGUGCAGGCGGCGAGUUGACAUGGUUGCACAAAGACAUCUCUGUCAGCAGAGGUCAGUCUAAAGUAGACUGAUUUACAAUGAGAAAAGAGAUCACUCGCAUGUUCUUAAUGAGUAGAUUUUUAAUUACUUGCUCUUAAAAAUCUCCACCCACUGAAAGUCGUUAAAAAACCACGCUCUUUGGAAAAUCAAAUUCACUGUUUUUGUCUUAAAGUUGACUCAGAUAUUCCUCCUGUAACCCUACCUUUAAGGAUUGUCGUCAUAGUUUUGUAUUUGUUGGUGUGUGUGAACUGGAAUGCUGACUUCUGGGAGUGCGAUUAAAGAGUAAAGUUUGUGGGGGUCAUCUCAAUUUGCCGGGGGUGAUCCAGGGUUAAUCCAUCACUCAUUAGCUCCCAAAGAUAAGACACACACACACACAUACAGACAGACAGACAGAGGGGUGAGGGGCUGCGAGUCAACACUUUCUCUCAGAGACUCUAACCCCUACUUGAGGACACACAAUGUUCUCCUUUACCGACUUUCAGAAGAGACCAAACAAAAGAAAUGAGAAGAAUCUGAUUGAAUAGAAGCCAUGCUCUCAUUCUCGUUUCCCUCCUUAUUAACCCUUUCUUCGUGUUCCCUGUGCUACCCCUAUGUUCCCUGUACAGCCAAUUAAUUAGGCUCGGUGUCCAGCCAAGAGCAGAAAAGAGCCAAGCUCAGCUGAUUUAACUCUUGUGGAGAAAGCGCGUUUUAGAGGAGAGAGAAAAAAAGACAUAAAGGAUCUCGGGGAGAGAGAGAGUGAAGAAAAAGAGGAUGUAGUUAAAGAUAAAGAGAGAGCCUCUUGACUCAGGGUGCGACCAGUAAGAGCUAUUUAAAGAGCCUCUGCUGCUGCGUAGAGGUGUUGCAGGAUGUGGGUUACCUCUGCCUAAUAUGUGGGCAAGUGUGUGUCUGCGUGUGUGUGUGAAAAAAAGCGUCCGGAGCAGCUGGAGGGACCCCUCUUCCUGUAGCAGAAUAAGUCAUCAGAUCCCCCCCUCACACACACACACACACACACACACACACACACACACACACACACACGCACACACACACCCCUCACUUCUCAUAACAAAAGACCCAUAUCACUGGAGGAUGACAAAGCAAACAAAUGGGCCUAAUUAAGGGGGUAGAUAAGGAAAUUAUAAGGAAAUUGAGUCAUUAAUGGUAAUAUUUGUGUUAUGAGAUGAUAGUUCAUGGCUAAAAUUCAUUUCCAAAAGAGGCCCCUCUUUGUUUUCUCUAAAGCUAAGACCUAGACCUGUAUGACACAGAGGGGGGAGGGAAACUUGGCCUCGACUCGUUCUCUCUGUCUGUCUCCUGCUCCCUAACCUCAGGAGACACUUGGAGAUACUGAAAUAAUUAUGUACCAGGUCUCUGUAGAUCUCCAGAUGUCCAUCUCAAGAACAAAAAGAACCUGGAGAAUGAAUUUCACCCCUCCUCUCCCGUCCUUUUCGUUUUCUUCUCCCUCUGUUCUGAUUGUAUUUUCCUCGUCAUAUAUUCUCCUCUGUAUGGUCAGGUCAGGUCACUGGCUGGAGAUGAAAGUUGAGUAAAUUAAUCAAUUAAAGACAAUUCUCUUGUCUCCUGGAGUCUCUUGGGAAGGUCCAUGGAUAGAUAGAAGCCAGUGCAGACCUGGUUCUUGUCAGUAAUUUGUAGCAUUGUAAAAAAUUGAGUCUGAGUAUUUUUGUUUAAAUAUUAAAGCUCCCAAUAACCCAAAUUCUCAAUGAUGCCUUUACUCUACAAUUUAGGGCUUAUGUAUGUCUUAAACGUCGAAAAAGUAUUAAUCCAACUCUUUUAAUUAAGUUUCUGCAAUUCCAAUAUGACCCAGGGAAAUCCAUAGAGUGUAUAUAAAAUAGAUCCCGUCUGCCUCCUCGCUGGGUGAAGCCACCGUUAGAACAGCGCCCUCUGGUGACGGGCUGCAGUAUAGGUCAUAAAUUCCACCUCCUCCAGCAAUCCCUAUGGAGCUGUGGACAAACUUUAGAAAUUUGUUACACAGAAUAUAAAUUUUUCUCCCCCCUGCUUGCGAUGUUGACAUGUAGUUAUUGUAAGACUGGUUUGUGCUCAAGUCCUCUUUUUUCUGUACAGCUCUAUUUUCAAAAGUUAUUAGGAGGUUCAUGUUUUCUAUGAUUGACACCUGAUACAGCCCAUGGGCGUACGAAGAUUGCGUAGCUCACCCGGGGGAUACGCUGUUUGAGCCGAGCAACAUCACAGCGACUCUCUGCGAUUGUCCUGCCGAAUGCUUACAAUGCUACUGCGCAAGUGGUGGUUCCAGGAAUUGGAAAAAAUCCCGGAAAUACCAAGAGCAAUUCAGCUUUAAAUUCGUAUAAAGACCGAAGGCGUACAGUCUAUGGGAAAAGCUUAUUGAAGUCUGAUCGGCCACAACCCACACUGUCUUAAAAAUUGCCAAAAUGCAGUUUUGUGAUGAAGUUUUUCCAAAAGUUAUCCAGUUAUUUAUUUCUAGUGGAUGCUUAAUGGAAUUCUCAAUUUUGAUAUCAUACACUCAUAUUUCUAUUUGCAAUAUAAUUUCAGAGGCAAUCUGUGAAAAUAAGAAUAACUAUUAUCCUUGAAGCCUGAGGUUUUGUCCCACCUUCUGCUGCAGCCACUGUUGCUUUACUCAGUAGCAUCCAGCCGCACAGCUUCUACUUUGAGAAAGAAAGACAGUAUUGGGUUUCUGCGAGCGCUCUCCCUAGCAGUGGGGUCGGGAAAUUAAAUUAAACCCUGAGCCCCAAUAACAAACAAGGUCAGUGUAAAAAUAAAGCACGGAGCGAUGACAAACAAAGAUAGGAUGAAAAAAAAGAAAUGGAAUAUUUGGACUUGGGGAAAAGAAUAACAGAGUUUAAUGUUGGUAGUGCUUCAGUCCGUGACCUCACCGGAAAUAACACCUCUUUUUGCCAGCAUUUCAUAUUUUAGACACAACAGUUUAGAUUACGGUGUAAUGGGCAAGUUGUGAAUGUGUUGACAAGAGGGUAUUUGUGCAGAUGGAGAUUUUAGAACAAGUGUUUUUAUUAAUACUUUACACUUAAAGAAAAGGUCAAAUGAAUAAAUUAUGUUUUCACUCAUUUAUGAGCUGCAACAAGUCAAGACAAAAGAAAAAGAACUGCUGUAAUUGGGUCAAACCUUUUUUCCAAAGUCAUUUUCAUUAGAUUAGCUCUAAGUGGCCUAUUUGAUAAUUAUAGUUAAAUGUCCUGGCAUGCCAAGCAGAGCAGUCAUCUUGUAGUGUGAUUGGACCUCCUGCCAGAGUAAAUAUGAAGAGAUUUUAACAGAUUUAAUCACAAAGUUUGAGUCUUUAUAUUCCUGUUGAAACAUUGAAACAUGAAACAGGAGUUAGUCUUAUCAAUAGUUAUGCAGAUGUUGAAUUUAAAAUCCUCAAAAGGAGAGUCUCAGCCUCUUUUUCUGCAGUAAUUUAAGUCCUUCUGGUCAAGCCUUAUAUUAUAUAUAUAUCGUACUUUUGUGAAUUAUUCGAUGAACCAUGCAUGAAGUGCAGUGAUCUGCUUUUAAAGAUACAUAAAUUGCAGCUGCACUCAGAGAUGUCGUUGGUUGUGCAUAGGGUCUAAAUAUCAGGCAGAAACCCCUUUGUUGAUUUCCUACCAUUGACCAUACCAAAGUCUUCAACAACUAAUCAGAUCUAGACUAUAUUAAUGAUGGUUGGUACCCCUCAAUAUCUGGAUUUCAGUCACAUGAUUGUGAUGGCGCAAGAGGGCGGAUGGAGGGCAGGAAGUAAAUGUGGAGAAUACGUCUAUGGAACAAACCGUGCAGUGAGUUGGUAUUGUACAGAUUUAGAUCAAGUUUCAAGACAAAGAUACGAGCAAUUAAUUCGCUAAUAUGUUGGACGUGACUCAUUAGAUUAGUGAGUUUUUGAUCACCAGCUAUCUGGUCCUUCAGACACCCUACUACACCAAACAGCAGAUGAAAGCCUUUAUAAGUCUGGAGGCAUUUUUGUCAGCAGUUGGGUCCACAACCUCAGUACAAAACAUUAUUUUUUUUUUGGUAACUGAGGUUUACCGUGGGAGCCCAGUCUACUGACUCAACGUCACCCAAGGCGCUAGCCUAAAAAGUCCAGAUGAAGUCCAUAUUAGACUACUAGUAACUGAAUCAUAAUGAUUACUAUGUAAACGAGCAUUUAACGACAAUCUAAUGCUAUAUAACUACAGCUACAAAAACCAAGUUAGUGAGCUAACAUGCCUCGAACGAAGUGGUUGCUGGAGACACCGGCAUUUGCAGACUCUGCUCCUCCGGACCGUAGAUGUAGGUUUAAAAUCCACUCUUAUGGCGUUGUUCUGUGAAUUUUUUCCAUUUCUAACCUUUGUGCGCGAAGAUCUUAGGCACUCGAUAAAAUCUCUUCCUUCUCGCAGUUCGAGCGAUUCAAGCAGUUGUAAACCAGACAAAACAUCGGCAUUUACUCAAACGAAUCUUCAGUAAAUAAACACUUCCUGCUCUCAAUCUGAAUUUCACGCUCUCACAAUGCAACUUUGUAAAACCCGGUUAUUGGGCUCAUAAGCCUGUCCUCCUCUAUGUUAGCUAUAUGGAAAUUGGUCAAACUUCAAACCUGAUAAGAAAAAGAAAAUAGCUGAUACUUAGUUUCACUGACUCUCACUCUUGUUUAGAGGUUGUCAGGGACUUUUAAUAUGUAAAACUACAUCAGGAGACGGUGAAGACAAGUUUUUCAUCUAUGUUGACUCUCAGCGGUCCAGAUUGAAGCACUGAAGUUGCUUAUCCCUGAAGAAACCCCUGACUGAUACUUGUGCGGCAUAACCAAAAUUUCUUUUGGACAUUUACUAUAGAGCAACUCAGUGACAACAUGUGAAUUAAAUUGAAAAGGACUUUUUGUCAAUAAACCAAAUCGUACUGCAUCAUUUGAGUAUUAUGCAAUAGUGUAUCCUGUUCCCCUUUUUAGACGUUUUAUUAAAUCUUAACUGAAUGUUUUUUCAUGCAGGUGUUCCUUUUGGACACUUCAUCCUGAUAUGAGUCACUUUUAAUCACGACUGCCAAACAUCCCUUUCAUACUCACUCUAUGAUCAGCUGGGGAAAAAAGGUGUCACGCUGCCUCCCUGUGUUAUGUGUAUUGUUUUAUUUGGCUGCUGCAGUCCUCUCCAAAUUGAACUUUUGGCCUAGCCUUGUCUCAUUUUGAAUGAGACAUGAAACAAAAACAGAGGUGUUUCACCUUCUGCCUUUAAUCUCUCUCUGUGAGAGAGGGCAUCAAUAGAUCCUCAGUUCAUUUCUCCCCCAUUAGACAAGCGUUGAAAGCUUAUUACUCAGAAAAUGAUGUUAAGCGCCUGUUUGCUUUUCUUUUGAGUGAGAUAAAAACUCUCUUUGUUCUUUCUGUCUCAGUCUCAACUUGCACUUGCCAUCAGCUUUAAAAUAACAAGCAUUGUCUGUUGUCACAUUAUUAGCACAGCAGAAUUAUGCUGUCAUUGCUGAACUAAGAGUUUACUCUCAGCAUGUGUCACGUUUGCUUGCUCUGGCAAAGACCAGUCCUUUCUUCACUAAUUACCUUCCACCGAUGACUAAAUUGCUCUAAGAGUUUCAGUUUCUGGAUCAUCAGGGUCUCUUUUCCACCUCCUCCACUUCCACAGCUGUAUCCUUCCUGUCGAAGUGUCACCUUUGGUUAGCGUGGAUAUUAAACUGCGGGAUUAUGGCUAGAGAACAACUACCCCAUGAAAAAAUAAAACCUUGAAGGGCUACUGUUCCAUCAGUGCAGUCAGUCCAGUGAAUGUAUAUACAUGGGUGUGUAUGCAUACCAGCAUGGAUGCACGCUCGUGUGCAUGAGGGCCUGAUUUGCUCAGAGCAGUGAGCAUUGUGCAGCAGUGGAGUCAGUCCAGUGAAUGUAGUUCUGGAGUGUGUACAAUAAAAACAUAUCUGCUUCAUCACUGUCAGAAACAAUCUGCAUGGACCAAACCAGCUGCCACACUGCCUCAGCGCAAAGAAACAGGCAGUCGGAGCUGCUGCAGGAUGGCGGCACACUCCUGGUGGAUUUGCAUUUAUACUAAACAACAGCAGAACUGCACAAAGUUACUUCCAUUCUGUUAAAUGGCUUCAACGCUGUUUCUUAAUGGAACUUUUUGCGCUGGAGUAAAGAUGUUUUAGUGAAAGCAGUAACAUCAUUUAAAGCCAAUUCCAAUCACUUACAGUAACCUGAUUUUGUUGGCUAAUACUUGUAUCAUGAGCCCACGCUUGUUCUUGUUCUUCUUCUUCUGUCUCUAUUUAUGUAAGUGCGGGUGGCCUACUGCUACCGACUGUGAUCUAAUGUGAAUGCUUGUUAACAAGAAAAUGAGAGCAGCUGUUAUUGGUAUUUUUUACUCCUGAUACUAUUGUGUUAUCUGAUUGAUAUAUAUAGGUAUCUGUAUCUGUAAAAGCUGAUCAAUUUAAGGCCUACUCCGAUAAAAAUCAUGUUUUUCUUGUUGUCUACAUAUGACAUUUUUCUGAUGCUCCAGGACAUAUCAUGAGAAAACUAAGUGCGAAAUUGCAUUUCUGCAUUCAACUUGCAGUGAAUAUCUCACAGACUCAAAUAGCAGGUUCAGAUUCAGUGAGAUUUCUGACAUAACAAAUCCAAGCUCCGCCCCUGGAGUCCCGCUAUGCAGUCCACACUUGGUGAAAUAGAGAGAAUGAUUGCGGAACAAGCGUAUGUGUUAGCAGAUUGCAAUGCUUGUAAGAAAGUUAAUUAUGAUAUUAACUUUCAUCAUUCCCCCAAAAGACAUUAGUGUCUGAGAGAUGAAUAGCUCCUAUGUUACCUGCCACUUCUACUUCACCGGCAAUGUUAGGCUACAAGCUAGCAUGAAGAGAAACGUGCUGUCUCUGCCCACAACUCAGAGGAGAAUUGCUAAUGAGCUACUGGAGCUCUGCAGGAGAAAAGCUCUUAAGAAUGACACGGGUAACGUGAUUUUGGCUAAAAACUUCAUAAUCAGAAUUUAAAUACCACUGAUAAUACUUAAAGUAGUAAAAAAAACAUCAGAGUGGGACUUUAAGGUGAUCAAGACUAGAUGUUGUAACUGUUAUCGGUCUCAAAAUUCAUUUCACUUUGUAAAUAGACCAAAGAAGAAGUUGAAAACACCACAAUCCCGGGUAAUGACUCAUGAUGUUGGAGCUUGAUACACAGCGAAGAUCCUUUUUUAAGCCCAAAGACAACAUGAGCUGUAAAAAGUGAUGCAUAUGCAUGGGUACGGUCUUGCCAUAUUUUGAUCCUUUUGAUCCUCUCCUUCUCUUUGAACUGUUUGCCCUCUUUGCUCCCCUGAGCUUACUAUUACCAUGCAUGCUCUCCCCAUAGUUUCAUAAUACAGCCGUAUCUGUUUAAAACUUAGGAUUAAACUUAACUGUUUGAGAGAGAAUCAGUCAUUAAGUUAAGUUCUUCAAUAUAUAGGUGCGGCAUCAGUAAAAAUGUGCUGUUUUUUGCCACUUACUGGUGCUACUUGACUAUUACAAAAUCACACUUUACUGAAAACUGCAUAUGAAAUCAGCUGAAGUAUUUUGAGCUUUCCUGCUACAUCAAAAACCUGUUUCUGGUGAGCUCCUCUCCUCAUGCAGCCCUGCUCUCUGACGCCUCUUCCAAGAAAAAUGCCUGAGCUUUGACUGAUGCUGUGCCCGCUGCUGGCUUCACACUCCAUUUGUGACCAAGGCAUAUAGACUACCCCAGAAACAGCAGCGGUAGUAAACACAAGCAUCAGAUAAAGCGACGAUUUACCCCCCACCCUUCAACUCAUACACAUGCUAAGAGGUGCACUCACUGAGGGGAAAGAAAGAAAAGGUAGGACACUGAGGAAUUAAGGUUUCAGGAAUGGAUGAGAGCUGAGAACAAUAUACCAGGAGACAAGGAAAAAUGAAACCGGGACAAUAAAUGUGUCACAGGAGUGAAGAAACUGUGCAGUGGGGUUUCAGAUUUACGGCCCUGCUCUGUAGAGGAGACUGCUUGACUUGGCGGCAAGUAGUCAAAAAUGUACAGUGCAGACACACACACACACGCACACACACACAUCAAAUGAAAAAACACAGACGUCUUCAGCUGCGCUCAGACCAUCAUUCCCCCUCAUGCUGCUGUCUGCAAGAAGGCUGCAACUCGCCCAGACUCAGCCAGAUUGUGAUUUAUCUUGACUGGUAGAGUAAAAAAAAGAGAUAGUACACAGCUAUGACUUACUUUCUGUUUAUCUUCUCUCUUAAAGGGAUAUUCCGGCGUAAUUAAUUCAGGGUAAAACACACUGUAACACCGAGUUGGACACCCCGUCGAGAGAUAAAUGUUGCCAACCGCUUGCUUCUCUAGUUAUAUCAACUUUAGUAACGACUUUAUAGCCACAAAUAAUGCUCAGAACAGCACCUAACUUCAUCAACAGUACAUAUAGGAUCCCAGCCAUAGCACUAGCCACCAAACAUUUUUUUAACUUUGCCUGAUUUCUUUAGCAAAAGGACUAAGCACAACUCACCUACUCUCUUUCAGCAGCCACUUGUUUGUACAGAGACCUCCGGGCGAGUCCAUCGACUGCAGCGGAGUUUCGCAGCUCAAGGAAGAACAUUUAUGAUCAUUUCUUCAUGGAAAUACAAUCAGCCUGAGACGCUAAGGCAGAAGAACUACUGCGUCUGCAGUGCAAAAUGAUUAAUAUGGUGAUUGUUACUUCAAGGACAUUAUAAAGAAAUGAUCAGAGGUCUCUGUACAAACAAGCGGCUGCUGGAAGAGAGUAGGUGAGUUUUGUUUAGUCUAUUUGCUAAAGAAAUCAGGCAAAGCUAAAAAGAUGUUUGAUGGCUAGUGCUAUGGCUGGGACCCUAUAUGUCCUGUUGAUGAAGUUAGGUGCUGUUCUGAGCAUUAUUUGUGGCUAUAGAGUGGUGUUUUGGUUGAGUGUGUGGCUCUCUAUUGCUAUCUGCAGUCGUUACUAAAGUUUGUAUAACUAGAGAAGCAAGCGGUUGUCAACAUUCAUCUCUCGACGGGGUGUCUAACUCGGUGUUAUGGUGUGUUUGACCCUAAGUUAAUUUUACGCCGGAAUAUCCCUUUAAAUAGCUGAAGUGUCUCGCUUUUAUUCCAUGCCAUAUAAAAUUGUGUUUUGUGGUGUAUUUGUGUCUUUGUCUUAAAUCAUUAUAUUUUCUGCACACAGUUUCAGAUUCAAACAAGCUUUUAUAGCGACCUGGUCUUGCCCUAGACCUGCCCCUGUGUGUUAAUAGUCCGUGUCAGGUUGUAAAAGAGCCAAAAAAAGGUCAGUAGCAUCAUGAACCUUAGAGUCAUUGUGGGAGAGACACAGAGGGAUGAGCAGGAUAGGAGGCAGUGCUCUUUUUUUUCUUUCUUGGUAAGUAAAAAAAAGUCAAUCUGGUUGAGAUUUAUUCCUUUUCCGUUCCAUCCUACUACUCCUCCAUUCCUUUUUGUCACUGGAUUAGCUUGUGUCGUCAAUAAUUCACCUCUCCUCCCUCUCUAACUGCCCAACUGAAGCCGGUUUCAUGGCUUAUAAAUUUUAUAGAGAAAUUUGUCUCAGCGGUCAAAGUAGCAUCGCUAAUGACAUCUGCAGCAGGGAGGACCCCAGAGGAGCGAGGAGAGCUGGAGGAGGAGGAGGAGGGUCACGGCCCAUUUCGGAGAAGUGCUAACUCGGUGAUGGGGACUUGACAAAGGAAUGUAGGGGAUACGUGUGAAGGUCAAAGGUUUCCCACCUGCUAAGCACGGCCACGGUGCUGUGGUUGUUAAUGAGCGCACAAUAAAACAGUCGAGCAGAGUUUCAAUUAAGCAAGUCCUGCCCGGCGCGAUUAGGGCCACAUGAUCAGGAUACAACUCUUCAAGGACUUAUAUUUAGUUAUGAUUUCAAAGACAGGAAAGCAUCUGCUGAAGAGAGUGUUUCAGUUCAGGGCUCCAAGACAGCCCAACAGCUGGUGAGGAACAGGAAAAGUGGGCUGUAGAGAGAGGACGAUGACUUGAAACAAGGAUUGUAGCUGCAGAGGCAAGUCAAAGACCUCUGCAACAAGGUUGUUACCCUCAGCAUGUGGGGUGCUCACUUAAACCAGUAGGCCAACCAGUGCCCUGAAGGUACUGGUUUUCUGUGUUUGGUAAAAUUUUGACCCUGCUAUAUUUCAAAAGUCAAAUUUAAUACUUAUCAAGAGUCUUUGCAGAGACAAUUGGCAAAUAAAGGCAGUUGACACGUAUCCCUGAGCAGCAUUUUCUCACAUUUAGAAAGGUUACAUAGAGAUACUCACAGUCUAUUUUGCUUUUGUAUGUAUUUAAGAGUUUUAAGAGUUUUUAUUGACUUUUGACUUAAUUCUUGAAACCAUGACUGUUUUUCCCCCCUAAAGUACGGUGGCCCUGAGGUGCAAAACACAAAGGCAAAUCAGAAAAUACAACACAAAAAGAGAAAACACCUACCUACCUACGUUUUCCGGUUUUGGUUAAUGUCGUGUUUUCUGAUUUACCGUGGUGUUUCUCUUUUUGUGUUGUGUCUUCUGAUUUUGCGAUUGUAAUCUUUUGCUGAUAUUCCUGUAAGCUUUCGGGUCACAAAUAGGGAUCUAUAAAAAAUUUCAGUCUGCUUCUUGACAAACUAUAACAACGACACACAUGAGCUUUAAACUUUAAGACUUCCAAGAUAUCCAAAGAAGAAUAUCAUGUGAUUACAUUGAAGGCCUCAAGAUGUUUACACUAAUUUGAUUUAUCUACCCCAUGCUCUUUAAGAUUUGUUUGGUCUUAAAAUAUGAAAACAGGACUCCAAAAAAGCAUCACCUGUUGUUGAAACUCCAUCUAUGACAGUGUGAACUUUUUCAGAUAUUUGGGUAAACUUCUGAUCCCCAGACAAAAAUGAAACUUUUUCCAACAAGACGUAUAGCUUAAUGGGAAAGACUUCCAGGGAACUACCUGUGUCAAUAAUUCCAUCAUGUUUCAGACUCCUCAGAGAAGAAUCCACUUGUCCAGAGUUUAUUUUAUUGGGGAGUAGAAACAGUAAAUGUUUACCCAGAAAUAAGAAGUCCAAGAGAGCAUUCCUGUCUCAUCCCUUAUCCAAGACGACUCAUCUGCUUAUCCUUAAAGCUGACUCAGUCUGCCAUGGGAAAUCUUUCCAAGGCAAGGUAGGAGCGCCUUUUCCCCGAGGACUCCUCUUCCCGUAUACUGUAGGUAGAAAAAAGAAAGAAGACGGUUGAUGAUGAUGAUUAUAUCCAGUGUCUCUUCGCUGCUUUCUCAGAAUCAUGAAAUUAGGAAACACUCUCCGCCAAGGGCCAAAUUAACCCACCUAAUCUUCUAACCAUCUAAUCUUCAAACACUGUUUAUUUUCUCAGCUCACAGCCGCCAAUCAGAGUUGGCUGCCUGUAUUCUGUUAUAAUACACCGGUUUAAAAUCUUUAGCUGACAUUGUUGGCAAUGGAGUGAUUGUCUUAAUUGCGGUGGCUUUGGCUUACAGAGCAGCGCGAGUGUUGGCUCCGUCUUUUUUGUCGAGUACUGACAGCGCCGCACCGGCUCGUCCCUGUCAGCCCCAGGGCCACCGACACAACCAGAUGACCUGCCAGGAGAUAGCUUAACCCCAAACACUGAGAAAGCGCCGGUCCCAUAGAAACCAAACUCAGCGAGUAAACAGACUGGAGGUGAUGUUUGACAUGAGCAGGGAGAGCCCUUGUUUGGGAAAAGAUUUGGAGACGAGUCUUGCUUCCGAUGUCUCCACGGUGUUGGUGGAUGCAUGAGGGUCUAGAUGGAGGUGUAAUAUAAUAGAGAGCUCAAGCCAUGGAGGAAACUUCUUUAGACUUCAUCUGACAGCUAGGCAUUGCACAAUUGAUGUACUCUGUGUACGUCUGAGAUAUUUCACACCGUGAUCAUCAGAUCAGACAUUGCUGGCAGGGAAAAGUCAUGCACUUGUUCCAGCAAUCUGCCUUUAUUUUGAAAGGAAACAUUGCUCAAUUAGCUAAAACAAAAAACCCAACUUACACAGCUUUCCCACACGUAGCCCUCCAGUCAAACCCAGACAACUCUUCUAAGUGAAAAUGAGUUUGGUUUUCACGCAACGAGAGCUACCCGGUUUGUUCCAAUCUUCAUCACUCUCAGGAUGAAUCUUUAAACAUCCAUUCACACGUAAAGUUUCCUGAAUGUGAUGCGUCUCUGCCAGUGCUGUCAGAGAUCCUUCCCUUGGAGGCUUGUGUCUAAUAGAAAUGUACAGGAUGCGUUCACUGUCUGGCAGCUCUCCUGUGAGAUCGUAUUAUGUUGUCACACAGCGGAGCAUCAUUUGAAAAGUUUGUGUGUCAGUCCCGCACGCUAUUAAGACAGCUGCUCUCACUGUGUAUUGUUCGGCAAGGAGCUAUGGCGACCUGACAGGCCUAAGGAAUCUUUUUUUUUUUCAUCCUAAAGGCCUUUUCACUCUUAACACCCUGAAUAGGACCUGCCAAUGUCAUCCUCCACCCAUGGCAUUUUUAUGGCAUAGCUGACAUACGCACAACGCACUCUCGUCAGCCCCUCUGUGCCUCUUGCUGGGGUCUUUUUUAUCCCUCACACUGUAUGUCAGCUGGUGUUUUCCCAAAGAUGUGAGUUGGAGGAGAUCUUUUCCAGACAGGGACACUUUAUCUCGGAAUUACUCACACACACACAAAGACAGAUGGGUAGAGAGCAAACGCGGCCUCCUUCCCUCUCUCUACGCUUACUCUUUCACGCAGGUGCUUUCACACACACCUUCUAACACACUCUCACACACACACACCACUCAGACAAAAGAGCCGUGAUUACUCAGCAAAUGGAUGCACCACUGAUCACAGGCUGGCCCUUUUACAAACUGGCCUAUUAUGCGGUCUCAGCGUGGGGUGGAAGUGUUGCAGGGGCCCAAGGCAGUGUAGCUGCAGGCGUGUGUGUGUGUGUGGAUGUGGAUGUGUGUGUGCACGAGCUAAGGCUGAGAAGUGCUCCCAUGCUGUGCUGCCUAACGAGAGGGCAGGUCAGCCAUUAAAUGGGCACUAAUGCGGGAAAUUGGAGGCCAUUAGGCCUGUCUUUGUUGUUGUGCCUCUGUGUGGCUGGUUAGACUCUUGAAAAAGGAAAGGCCUUAUUAGCCCUCACAUGGAGAAAGAGAGAGAAUAUAUGGGCCAUUUAGCUCUGCAUGGAGCAGGCCAGCCUGCUGUUGAGGGCUGCUGCAGGGAGUGCACACAAGAGGAAUACACAUUAUGAGCAGUGUUAAUGUGUCGAAGGCCUUUCCAAUCGCACAUGCGUGUGUGUGUAAGUCUGUAUCAAAUUGGUAGAACGUGUGCAUAAGGACUUUUUUCUCUCUUCUCUUGCAUACAGAUGCUUUACAGUUUGGACAGCUCGGGCCAUGAUAUGAUAUUAUUGCGAUUUUUAAAAUUUUGCAAUACAUUGAGUAUUGCGAUACAAGAUAUUCCGAUCUGUACAAUUUUUUCAACUGUUUAGCAAAUUUAGCAUUUGUCGUUCCUUUAUGUUUAUCUUGUUUACGCUGUAUUUUAUUUUCAUGUAGCACAUCUUGCAAACCUCAUAUACUAUAAAUUUGUUGUACUAACUUUCUCCUGCUCUAUGACGUCAUCUCUGCCAACUAGGGCUGGGCGAUAUGGGAAAAGGUUUAUCACAAUGUGUGUAUAUACAUAGCCAUACUUACUGUGCAAUAAGUUUUUUAUCAUCGCUGCCGCUGUCCACUGUGUGGAAUCCAUUACACCCGUGCAAUCUAUUUAACAACAGUGUGUUGACACUCUAUUGCAUCUUAUUUGUGUACAUAUUUUAUAUUUUAAACCUUUACUUUUACUUUUUACUUGCACUGGAUGGGAGACCCUCUCCAAUCUUGUUGUACAAUGUUUGUGUAAUGACAAUAUAGAGCAUUCUAUUCUAUCUAUUCUUCUAUGGUAAGAACAGAAGGACAAAUACCAUAGAAUGCCUCUAAUAGAGAUACCUUGACUUUGACUAACAUACCCAGAGCGUUACAGCCUCUAUAUGGCAGAUACACGCCUUAACCUCUGAGCUAGAUCAGAAUUCAGCGAUAAGAGAUUUUACAAUCAAGUUUCAGCAAACUGGGAGAUGAGUUGAUGAUUGAAAGUAUCAUCUUUUAAAUAGUCAAGGACCACAAACAAAAACCGAUGAAUUUAUCAAAGGAUUCUGUUGUCUUAACAAACUGACAACAGUUUUAUUUGUGCUAUCCUUUAUUUAACAUAAUUUGCUUCCUUAAAACCUGUGAUUAAGAAAAGAAGGAUUUAAAUCACAUCAGGCAGAGCAAGAAUAAAACGUAAAAGAUGCUUAAAACUAAAAGAGAAGAUAAAGGACUUUAAUUCAUAUUUUCUGCACACACUGUACCCCACAUACUUAAAUACUGUAUGCUUGUACAUGCCGUAUAAAUAUAGAGCUGUGCUUUGCUGUUUAUCCACUGUAAAUCCACUGCUCAACAUCAACCUUGGCUCCAUCACUAAUAGCGUCAUGAGGGAUCCCUCCACACUCUGAAGCAGAGCGGUUCUCACAGCUCUUUAAUUGCGUCGGCCACAUUAUCAGACAGCAUUUUAUCACCCACUGACAGGAUGUUCACUGUAAAUAAAAAAAGCCUGCCCGUCUACACUAGGGAAUGCAUAAUUUGAGCAAAUAUGAGAAAACAUUUCAGAGUUAAAUUAUGAAAUACAGACGGAGGAAUAAAUAUGAUCGCCUGACAGCAAAUGGAAUCAAUCCACAGGAAAUCAUCCCUCAUCUCAUGUUCAGUGUUGCUUUGAUAACCCUGCAGAGCUGAUGAAUAUUCCAUGUGAAUACAUCUCAGUUAGCCAAGUCUCCGUGAGCAGACCUGGGACUUAACAAGCACCUCAUCAUUUCAUUUUUUCCCCUUAUCUUUCUCUACAUCCCCUCCAUUUUUCCCCACCCUCUGGCACUUUCAAACUGCUUCUUAAAAAUAGAGUUGGAGUGAGACUUCUUUGCCUUCUUUGGGAGCGACCGGGAUUCAGAGUUUAGUCGGGGUCAUUAGAGACAGAGUGAAGGGGGCGAGAGGACUCACAGGGGGGCUAAAGUGCUGCGGCUAAUUGGCUGCAAUAAAGGAAUUAAAUUAGCCUGAUAUAAUCUCUGCAGCGCGCUCUCUCUCACUCGCCUUUUCACACCCACCAGCACACAGUGGUUUGAUGACAUUCCCAGGGUGCCUCCCAGUACAUGCUGACCAGGUCAUCACACCAAGAAGCAUUGUCCUGACUUUCACACUCUUUGCCCCCGUCUCUGAAUUUCUCUGAAGCAUGACUAGUUGUGGUGAAGUUUAGUUUGUAGUUUUGUGGCACAAAUGAAGCAGCGAAACUGAAACUGUUGAAUACAGUAACUGUUCAUGAAAAAAAUUUACUAAAAAGCUUUAACUACGGUGGCGCUGAGGUGCAAAACACAACGAAAAAUCAGAAAACAUAACAUAAAAAUAGAAAACACAGCGACAAAUAAGACAACAAAACGGCAAAUAGGAAAACACAACACAAAAACACAACAACAAAUCUGUAAACACAAAAACAAAAAAAAGAAAACACAAUGACAAAAGAGGAAACGACACCAGAAGAGAAAACACAAUGGUUAAUGUUGUAUUUUCUCUUUUUCCGUUGGGUUUUCUGAUUAGCAGUUUUGUAUUCUCUUUUUUGUGUUCAUUUUUCAUUUUUUGUGUUGUUUUUGUGUUGUGUUUUCUGUUUUUGUGUUGUGUUUUCUGUUUUGUUUUUGUGAUUUCUGAUUUGCCGUUGUGUUUUGCACCUCAGGGCCACCGUAUGUCACACCUAGAAGUAUUGUAAGUAAUAGUCCAACAAGUAUUGAGAAGCUCUAUCUAUGGUGGCCCUGAGGUGUGAAACGCAAGAGCAAAUCAAAAAACACAACACAAAAAGAGAAAAAACAAUGUUUAAUGUUGUUGUGUUUUCUCUUUUUCCAUUUGGUUUUCUCUUUUUGUGUCGUGUUUUCUGAUUUGCUGUCGUAUUUUCUGAUUUGCCAUUAGUUAUCUCUUUUUGCGUUGUGUUUUGCACCUCAGGGCCUCCGCACAUCACACCUAGAAGUAUUAUCCUGACUUUCACACUCUUUGCCCCGUCUGAAUUUCUCUGAAGCAUUAUAAGUUGUAGUGAAGUAUAGUUUGUAGUUUUGUGGCAUAAAUGAAGCAGCAAAAAUGAAACUGUUGAAUACAGUAACUGCUCAUGAAAAUAUGUCACAGAAAAGCUCUAACUCGUGUUCCGAUGACAUGAAAAUGUGGAGGCAAUAAGACAGAUUAAAAAAAAAAAAAGAAGUCAUGUUUUUUUUUGUACUAUGGAAACAGAUAUUUAAAAACAGGCAGGAAAAGACGAGCUUGUUUUAGAGGAUUAAAUGAACUGGCAAUGAUAGAUAACAUGAGUAUAAAACUUUAAUUGUCUUUAAUUGUCCCAAAUCAUUUCAUCUAUCAUCUCAGUGUCUCCAGUGAGCUUUUAUUAGACGUGGAAAUCCCCGCCUUUAUCUUGUCACCAGACGCAAGACAAAACGCAGUAUUGUUUUAAUUUAUAAGAGUCUAAAUAAACAGUCAUCGACAUUUAAAGCUUGAUUUUAAACAGACACCAGACUGUUACGAUUGAUAAAUAUUUCUUUCAUGUCACAUCGCUGUAUGUUUUGGUUCAACAGUUAUUACAGCAGCUUAAAAAAGUCCAUUUGUUUUGGGAGAAACAGUCAUUAUCAGGAACUGGAGAUUAUUGAAAUUCCACGGCGGGUGAAUCACAUUUUCCUCAUUCGUGUGGUCCGACAUCAUCCUGACAUGAGGCUUUACUGUUACCUGUGUAACCAAGGUGAUGUUUUAAAUCACUCCUCCCCCGAGAAGAAUAUCAACACUGAAUUAAUCCAGCCGCAAAAUGAUUGUUUGGGAGGUCUGCGCUCUGGAAAAUAUCCCAGAGAUUAAAGGGUAAUAAUGCCAGUAUUGUUUUAUGUCACUCUGUGUCAAAUGUUAAGAAGUUAUUCCUCUAAUUUGUGCGGUCUGUUUACAGUCAAUAAAUCACUGUAUAAAUACCUGAGCUCAUUUACCACCAGUCAUCCUUUCACAGUAUAAAACACAAGCAAUAUAAUUUGAUCAAAACAAACAUGAAUCCACGGUUUGCUUCUACAGAUGCAGUUUAAAAGAGAACUUUUGAGUCUUUUCCAUCUUCAAUAAGUCUAGUUCAAUCACAAGGUACAGGUCGGAUGAUAUUUUUUAUUUAACACUUAUGAACAGUGCUUUAAAACAUAAUUGAAAGACUUUUUUUAUGGUAAAGAAAGAAAACAAAAGCUAACCCAGAUGUUUUUUUUAUGCAUUAUGUGAUCAAUGAUAAUCCAACAAGAUGUGAAUAUACUAGGGCUGGGCGAUAAACCAAAAACUUACUGAUACCCAAAUUUAAGACAAUAACCAAUGUCAAUAUAUUCGGUUUAAAACAAGGAAUAAAUAAAAGUUGGUUUUGGAUGUGUGUAGGUAGGCUAUGGUCUCAUGUCCCUUUAAGACACUGUCCUACGUCAGAGAUGUCACUCCACCCCAUCCAGUCAGUAACAAAGAGGGAAAGACAAGUGAGGAGAUGGAGGACGGUUCAAAAGUUGUAGCGGCUGAAGAAGACGAAGUUAAUGUGGGAGGAGGUGAACUGCUCGAUAUAUAUCGUGAUAUUGCUUUAAGGCCAUAUCGCCCAGCCCUAGGAAAAACUAAAUUCAGAUUGGCUGUUUUUCUACAUUGUGGGCUUUUGAUAAUAAAGUAAACUUGACAGGAAGCCACGGGUAAACGUAAGGGUAAAACUUUUUCACCCAUACUUAAAAAAUGGAAGCCAAAUUUCCAUCAUUUAACCUCCAUUAUGAAGGACAACAUUGUGUUUCUGUUGCUCCCUACAUCUACUACGUAAUCACCCUUUAUGUCUUUUCUUGAGCCCUCAAAUAUGCAAUGUCGUGUUUGCUAAGAACAACAGCUAGGUGAAGUGAAGAGACUACUUUUUUGAUGUUUCUUUAAUUCAGUUAAGACCAAACUGAAAAUGAUCAUUUCCUAAAAAAUCACGAUCUGUUCAGUUGUAAUAUCUGCUUAAUGGCAGAGGAUCACAGUCAUGGGAGCUCUGAAAUAAUUCCAAUGGAAUUAUUGGAAAUGUGUUGUUUGAUACACAUCUGAUCCAAUGAUUAGUCAUUUCACACAGUCCAACCUCUCAAACUUUCCCAGCGUGUGUGUCAUGUUUCCAGGGAAAGAGAGAGAGAAAGUGGCAGAGAUGGCAGACAGCAGGCUGUCAGUGUGUUUGCAGAAAGAGGGAUGCUUUACUCACUGCGGUGAUUCAAUUUAUGCACCAUAUGGUACACGGUGGUUUCAAGUUUUUCCACAUACUUCUGGGCACAAAAAUAAGUCAUAGUGAACCUGCGCUGAGUGUGUUUUUAAAGUUUCUCUUGAGGGGGGUCUCAGAAGUUAAUCUGAUUACUUUUUGGAGCACCCAUAGGAUUAAAAGUCAACUCUCAGUGUAUCGACUCUCCUCGGUGUUUGUUUAAAAGCACGGGACAAAAUAGCAGAGCUCCUGCUGCUCCCCUGCUUGAAGGCACUGGUGUUGGGUUCUGGUUUUCUGUCCUUGUUGGGAGCCGUGAGGACGAUGGCAGCAGGAAGGCUGGAAGGAAACACCUGAAAGACCUCACAAAUAGAAAUGAUAAUAUUUAUUUUUGUGAAGCACUGAUCACCAAACAAACAGUUUUUUUUGUGGAUGAAUAUAUUUUACGCACUGAUAGUGAGCAGCCAACAGCUGCAGCAGCAAACACAAACUAAAGUGGGGAUUUAGCGUAAAAGUGGCAGAGAUCAGUUGCUCAAGUGUUCUUCAGAGCAAAUUGAGGCUGUGACCGACAUCACUCAAUUACCCUGCUUAUCGUACGUACAAUGAGCUUAACCUCAACCUCCUGCUCUGUUCUUGAAUUCUCCCUCUAAUUAGCCGAGCCGCAGCUCUGUGCAGCCUCUGCUACACGGCUGAGGUCAGGAGAUAGAGGCUGGGAACCACUCAGAGAAACUAAUUAGCCGGCUUUCCAAAACACACUCAGACACGGAGCUGAGCUGAGGCGCUGUGUGUCCUGCAGAGGGAUGUGCGGGAAAACUGCAAAGCCUGAUAAACAAAUCAGCUUCCUGUUAGAUUUAGCAGUUGGAUUUUAAAACAGACGCCGGAGCAGCUUUUUGUCAUUUCAGACGACUGUGGUCCCCAUUACAGGAGGUGUUGAAAAGCUUAGCUUCAUCCAGUUAAUUCAAUUACUGCUGCGUUAAAGGUAUCACUUCACACUUCUUUUUACUGCUCACCUGGGGGUGGUUACAGGAGCACAGUGAGCCGCUAAUCCAGCCUGAAGCAGUUAACCUGAGUGAAAACAGGCCAGACAUUUAGGCCGUCCUGUGAGGGAAAUGUAGUCUUUGUUGACGUAAAUUUACCCAUCAAGAAUUUUAGGUACCCAACUAUACAAGUAAGAUAUGCUGUAAAAAAUUAGCUUAGUUUAGUUUAGUUUUGCCUCAUUUGGAUCAGUUAUAGUUUAUUUAUUGAGAUAUUUGUCAGCGGUUAUUUUGAUGUUGAUUCUAGGAACUAGAAUGUUUUCAAACUCCACCUGGGUUCAUCGAGUGUGUGUGUGAAAGUCGGCGUGAAUGGCAGCGGUAGCUUUUGUUUGCACUGAAGGUGUUUGAGCUCAUCGCUUGGCUGAAAUACACCAGAGCUCAGCUUUUGUGUCUCCACUGAAGGGCAGAAACCCUGAAUCCUGCUGCUUGUAAAGAGCAGGCAUGUUGUGUGUGCCUCUGUGUGUAUGUGUGCGGAAGUUAUUACAACAGCAGGUCUGGAAAGAGACGGCAGGUAUGUGAACUGUGUAUCUGGGUGACUCAGUGUGUUGUAGGUAAAGAUGGAAAUUAAAAAUAAAUGUAGUUCAAAUUAAACUUAGUAUAUCUGGGAUGAAUUUAGUGUUGAUGUACAGUAUUUACUUUUGAUAAAUUAGCUUAAAACCUGUGUAAAAAGUGUCAUACAUCACUUUUCUCUUUGAAAAUUUGUUUAAAAGUCAUCAGAAGGCCACAGAUUAAGAUAAGUUAAAACUUAAUUCAACAUCUGUUUAAAUAUAUCGAUCACAGUCUUUGUUAUAACCAGAUUUCAACAAAAAAUCUGUUAAACUCAUCGAGUCCUAUCUUAUAAUACAGUAUAUUUACAGCUAAAAUGCAAACAUACAGUAAUUAAUAGACUGGAGCUGGUUAUAGUUUCACACCCGUGUCGAUUCAGGCCUUUUUGUCCUUAUAUGGUUAGUCAUUGCGCUUAUUCAGUUUUACAAUCAGGUAUCAGGUAAAUAUCUCAGCAUCCAGGUGUCUCUAGACCUUCACUGUUGGAGCUUCAGCCUCAGUACCUGAGCAUGUGCAGUCUUUUUUUUUACGAAGGAGGCCCUUAACAAUGCUCUUUUUAUAUAUAUUUGUUACGACCGUCUUAAAAUCUAGGGGUCAUUAAAAGGUGUAACACAAUAAGCUUUAGAAUUAAACAGGUAAAGCUAAUAUAAAAAACACUCAAAGUAGGACACCAAGAAUUUUGAGAAUUUAUUUUUGAUGAAACUAGGUGAUAACAAAACUAAACCAGUCAAUCAAGUUGAACAAAGGACAGAGUUGGCUAUUAAAGAAUAGUCUGGUGAAAACCUCAAACAGGAGUGACUUCAGUGAACUCAAAGGCCGAAGUAAAAAACAAAACCCCCAAAUCUAACUACAAAAGAACACCCUUUACCUGUCUGUACCAAAAUCAAAACCCAAUUCUCAACUCCCUGACUCCCACAAAACAUAUCUCUGGACUUUCUUGUAGACAUCAAACAGCACAUAUAGCGCAAAAUUCAUCAUUUUUUAAUCCUCUAUUCAGCCUACAGAAUUUGUAAAAAGUAUUUCCUUUACAUGUCGUAACAACAUUUGAAUGAAUUGUUAUUUCGAUAUGAAUUUGAAUGGUUUCAACUAAUUUACUAUUGGAAUUUCAGUGAGAGCUCAAGCAUGUGCUUUUGUUUUAAAAUAUUUCAAAUUUUAUAGCUCAGAAUGAUUUUUAUUUGAUCCUCAGAUUCCCUGUUUUCAGAUUUUCGUCAAAAUGUAAAACUAUAAUAGAAAAUCUAGUCAUUUUGACUCUCAAUCACUUCAGUAACAACAUCCCUGUAUGCUUAAAAAUAAAAAGAUGUCAGCUUUAAAGGAGUCUUGUUGAAAGAAAAAGGUAAUGAUGCAAUGUUUUCUCUAUUCACAAGUUUAUUUUGUAUUUUAACCUGAUAAAAUCACAGUAGAUCAACUACUAACUUGUCUUCAGUCUUUUUUAAUUAAAAGUCAUUUAUUUUGAAAAGGUGGCGGCGAUGUCAUUCCUUCAAAGAGUGUGUGUUAGAAAAAGAUAACAUUUCAGAGUCGUUUUUUUUUUAUGUAAGGUGUAUUAUAUGAGACGUCUCGCAUCAUGCCUGGUGUCAGCAAGUUUAGAUAAAGUGCCUCUCACUCGUCCCCUUUAUCUGACAUAAUACCUAACGAAGCAUGAUACUGUCAAACACAAUGUAGGCUCCUGCCCCACACCUUCACAUCCACCUUCUGACUGAAAUAUCCUGUAUGCCCUGCAGGGCCGUAGCUUUAUUCUCAUUGUGGUCCUGUGGUCUAGUGUUCCUCUGUGUUUUUUAAAAGGAGGGUGUGAAACAAUCUUUGUUGUGUAACUGAGACAUGUCUGCAGCUCUGAGGCCCACUGAACUCCUCUCACACUGAUCUCUGCUCUGUUGGGGAUAGAUUUCAUUUAAACUGUGGCUCAGAGCUGGAAACACGGAGGGACUCAACCUGCUUUUGGGUUUGAUUGACAGCUGGCUCAGGUUUUCAGCACAGUGACACACAUCCUCUCUCAGUGAUAAGUCUCUAAACUUUGCGUUAUUUAUGCAUUUCUGUUGCUCUAAUAAUUUACUACAGGGACUAUUUGUGUGUGAAGAAAAAAAGCAUUUCAGUAAGCUUUAUCUGUUUCAUUUCAAACACAUUUGUGCUGCGACAAAUACAACCAAGCUUGUGGCAGUCGGUGUAAAAAAGUAGGGGGUUUUCCAGCGGAGUCAGGAGAAGAAAAGCAUCCGCUUAGCAGUGUGAAAGGCCGCCAGCAUGAGUUGAACACAGGUGUAAAUGUAGCUCCAGAUAACAAUGCAAACAUCAGAUCUGUGUCAGUUUGAGGAAAGGAGGCGAGUCCACACAGGAGUAAAGAUGAUCAGUUUAACCUGGAUUCUCUCCAGUGAGAUUUCCCUAAGAAAAACCACAGUGCUUGCAUAAGACAAUAGCCCCACUGUAGGGCUGGGUGAUAAACUGAAAAUUUACAGAUACUGAAAUUUACGACAAUUACCGACGUCAUUCUGCCCACAUUGGUAUAUUCGGUGUCAAAAAAAAAAAAAAGGAGUCUUUUCUGUCUUUGAUAAUUCUAGUUCAGUCACAAGGUACAGGUCAGAUGAUAUUUUUUAUUUAACACUUAUGAACGGUGCUUUAAAACACAAUUGGAGUACAUUUUUUUUAUGUUAAACCCCUGAAAACUUUAAAGUAAUAAAACAAAAGCUAACCAAGAUGCUUUUUAAUGCAUUAUGUGAGCUAUGAUAAUCCAACAAGAUGUGAAUGUACUAGGGCUGGGCGAUAAACCGAAAACUUACAGAUACCGAAAUUUACGGCAAUAAGCAGAUGUCAUUUUGCCCAUGUCAAUAUAUUCGGUGUCCAAAAAAAAUGAAUUAAAAGUUAGUUUUGAAUGUGUGUAGGUAGGCUAUGGUUUCAUGUCCCUUUAAGACGCUGUCAGAGACAUGACUCCAACCCACCCAGUCUGUAACAAAGCGGGAAAGACAGGUGAGGAGAUGGAGGACGGUUCAAAAGUCGUAGCGGCUGAAGUAGACGAAGUUAAUGUGGGAGGGGGUGAGCAGCUUGUGGAGUAGUUAUCGUCCAUUUAUCGUUAUCAAGGUGAACUGCUUCAUAUACCAUGAUAUUGAUUUGAGGCCAUAUCGCCCAGCCCUACCUCACUGUAUUUCCUUAUUUUCAAAAUGAUCUGUGAAUAAAGAUAUAAACAGCUUCGGUUCGGUUUCAGAUAAGUUUAAGAAGCAGUUUGAAGUCACACUGUGAAGGUAUCAUCAUCUCGUGGUCUCAUGACAUUAAAAGUCAUGUUUUAUUUACAUUGCAUUAAAUACUGAGGCUUACCAGUCUGACGCUGAGACAUUUCACUAAUUAAAUUCCUGCUGUCCUGCAGGGACUGAUAAGACACAGAGCUGCUAAUGUAUGUGUGUGAGUGUGUGUGUGUUUUAGAAAGAUAUUGUAAUUAGGUCCUCUGAGCAGAGAGGGAAAAUCCCAAGAGUCUCAAAUACACACAUCCAGAUAAAGUGCUCACAUAUACACACAAAAGAGAGUACACAAAUGCACUUUGACUUGCACACACGUCAACAUACACACAUAUCUUGUGAAAUGCUGGGUUAAAGGAAGCUGAGUGAUGCUCGCUUCAGUCUUCCUCCAUAAUGAUGAAAGGAUGAUGAGCUGACACAUGAACCAACCUAGGAGACCCGAUGUGGACCCAGAUAACCCCCAUCUCCACACACACUCAUAAAGUACAGUAUGUUCUCUCACACAGCCCAAGCCACAAACUGUAUCAGAAGCGUUGCUGUAAAUAAUGUAUGUGGUGCUGGUGGAGGACCGGUGUCUCGGACUGCCGGUCUUUAAUGAAGUUGGGCACGCUGGCCUCACUCGGCUGCCAGAGAGUCAUGAAUAAACAUCAGCCGGCUAAUUAAACUCAGCACGGGCAACUAUACUGAUCAGUAAACAAGCGGUGGUGAGGGGUCUCGCACAUGCUCACACAGGGAUUCACAGAGGAAAUAAUCAAACCAGACCUUCACUCGCCGCUUGAUACAGUUUGCUCUCGUGAGAACAGAAAAGGACCGCGAGGAGCAGAGAGCAAGAGACUUAAAAAGACGACUAAAGAGGGGCAGAGAGAGGAUGGAAGUGUUUGACUCGAAUGAAAGAGAAGCUUAAAGUUGUGCAGACUCUCAGCUUUGAAUACAGGCAGAUAUCAGUCAAACAAACAAGAUAAUGUAUUUCAAGUAGGGCUGGGCAAUAUGGGAAAAAGUUUAUCACAAUAUAUUUUUGUCACUUGUCAAUCUUUAAUGUUCCCUGUUACUCUUAAAUGAAAUUUAACAGUGCUUAUUGGUAGCAUGUCUUUUGCAGUAACAUAAGCUACUGCAUCUGUGAGGUCUUUGUGUCUCUUCAACGUUUUGUCGUAAGGCGUUACGCUAGAGAAAGCGGACUGAAUAAUUGGCUAUUCAGCUGCACAGGCGCCAUGGGGCUGAGGGAAAUUCAUUUUUGAUAUAUAUUGUUAUCGUUUUAUUGCCCAGCCCUAAUUUUAAGUUUAAAAAAGUACUAUCAAUUGGUCAGAUAAGAUGUUCAUUUAAAAUAGUGGUAUAAAGUUACAGAUUAUAGCAAAGAUAUACAGGAUUCAGUAAAUUAGGUUAACAUUAGCUGUUUAACCUCACUGUAAAAUAUAGAUUUACUCUCAUAAUCGUUGUAGUAUGGAGUGUUUUUAUAUUAUAUUGCUAAUCGCUUCUCAGUUCACAGGUCGACUAUAGUCUGUUUGAAUUUUUUUUCUCAUUUUUUUUACUCCAAUUCAAAUCAUUCAAUAAGUAUACAUCAUAUUCUAUGUCUUAUAUGUUGUAUUUGUCCUUAUGUGUCCCAGCGUGUCAUAUUAUAUUGUCCUAUCUUAAGUAAAUGUAUUAUAUAGCAUGCUGUGUUGAAUUAUAUCAUGUCUUCUUGUGUUGUGUUUUACUAUAAAUCAUGUUGUUUGUAUUUCACUGAUAUUUAAUGUUUUUUGUAUUCAAACUAAUUUUACUCCAAGAUACUUUUUCUUGUGGUUUUUUGAAGUAAUAGUGAAUAAAUGUUUUUUACAGCAAUGACAAUUUAAAGAAUUACCUAGCUGUAAUUCUACCAUAUAGUAUUUAUAAUGUUGGUACUGUCAGGUGUAAUUUAGAGUAAGGAAAAGGGAGAAUUUAAAGCGUUAAUGCCUUGAGGUUUGUGUUACAGGUGACACGGGUUUAGUCUGAUGGUUAAAUUGAGUGAGAGGCUUCAUUACAGAGGUCAGAAAAACAUUUAACAAUAAUUAAAAACAGCAUUUGAAAUCAUUUAACAAAGCAGGUUUAAAAAAAAAAAAGAGUGACAGUCGAUUAAAUAAAGACGCAAAUAAAGAUGUUUAUUUGUUAGUCUUUAACCACCACGUUCAGUGCGCACCACAAAUUUUCUUCUGAUGCUCGCUCGUCUGGUCUUGUCUUUUUUUAAAACGCCAACUCCAACCCAUGUCAACUUUCACCUUCUUCAGGUUAUUUAUUAUUGUAUUGUUAUUAAAUGUAGGUAAAAAAGGCUAAAGAAAUAAGAGUCUUACUUUCAAAAUGUUUGUGUUACAAAAGUGCAAAAGGACUUUAACUAGAGCGAGCAAACACAUGCUUUUGGGAUUAUUUCCUGUGUUGCAAAGAUUUCAGUAAAACAUACUUAAUACAGAUUCAAAAAACUUUCAUCAACUCUCAGUUUAGUGUGUCUGUAACUUGAUCAGAUUUUGUUGUAAUCAUUGUUUCAUUUUUCCUCCUCAGCCUGCAGCUGUAACCUGCACGCCCGACGGUGUCGCUUCAACAUGGAGCUGUACAAGCUGUCAGGGAGGAAGAGCGGAGGAGUCUGCCUCAAUUGUCGCCACAACACAGCCGGACGCCACUGCCACUACUGCAAGGAGGGCUACUACAGAGACCUGUCCAAACCCAUCUCACACAGAAAGGCCUGCAAAGGUACAGAGAUCUUCUUUAGUCUGCUCUUUGCAGCCAUCACACGCUUUCCCUCUCCAGUAAUUCUGCAGAAAUCAUCGUUAAAUUAUUUAGAGACAUUUUGAGCAUCAGCGACAGAUUCAAUACCAGAGUUUAUUGAGAUUAUUUAGAUCUGAUUUGCAAUAGUUUAAGAAAGUUUGCAGAGGACAGCGGGUGUCUUCAGUCCUGACUCUGUCUCGCCCUCAUCUUCCUCCGUCAGCAGAGAUGAACUGGGGGUCUGUUGGGAUUGUGGAGGCUGUGGAAGUAUGGGCAUGUCGGGUUGGGUGUUCCCUCAUCGACAUUUGAGUUAUUUGACUUCGUUCGGGGAGGGAAGGGGAGUGGGUGAGGAGAUGACAGGACAAGCAAAACAAACAGAGCUGAGGUGUGAAGUGAUCCCCGGUGCAGGUCGGAGACGAAUGAGAAACAGGGAAGAUCGGAGGAACAUGCAAGAGAAAAAUAAGUUAUAUGCAGAGGAGAAAAAAAAAAAAAAAGGUUGGCAAGAGAGUGAAAGAUUGGAGAGAGGAAGAAGAGAGGAGAGGAGGAACCCCCCUCCUCUAACCCCCAGGUGUGCUCACGAUUAAGUGCUGGAUGAAUCGGCUGCCAUCAGCCCACAGCGUAGCUAAUAAGGGUCAAAGAAAGAGAGGAGAAUGAGGAGGAAGAGGAGGGUGGGGGUUGAAAAAAAGACAGAGGGUAUGUUUUCUCACCUCGUCUAUAGCUGCAGGGAAAGAUAACAGGAGCUGAAUCCCUGUGCAAACAAGCCCACAGACACCUCACCGUCGCUCCAUAUACAUGCAGCAAUGCGCACACAGAAACACACGCAUAGUUGGAAGGUUUUUAAGCACCACUUCUGAAGGUGGUCUGCGAGGAAAUAUUAGCCGCCCGCUGACAGUUUAAGCUGCAGUUUUCUCACAUCAGUCACCAGGAAGUAAAUAAAUAAACCAACCAAUCGGUCAGUUUGACAGAAGGCAUGUCUGAAGGGUGAAACAUCUGCGGAAGAGAAGGAAAUGAUUCACGACACUGCCUCCUCAGCAGAUUCAAGAAAUAUCUUCCCUUAAAUCUGACCUUGUAGCUCCUAAUUUUUAUCGUUUUCCUCUUCAUUAGUAAUAAACACAUGCUGAUACAAAAGCAGUCAGUGCAAAAUACUGUGACAUGAUGUGUUGAAUCAUCUUCUGCAUGAACAAAAACUCCCUGGAAAAAAUACCAAAGCUCUCUAAAAAACUGCCUCUAUCCAUUUUUCACCUCUCCUCAUCUGCUCGUGAGUGAUAUUCCCGCUCCAACGUUAACACCUUCCGUGGCUUUGGGCCCAUUUUUCUGUCGAGCAGGAAUGCAAACACACAUUCAUCAAGAUGGGAUGUUGUGUAUCAUUAACCCCUAUCCUCUGCUGUGUCUGCCAGCCAGGCUAAUUGUGCAGAUUUAACCUCUUUUUUUGUGUUGUUGUUUUUACAUCUCUUCUCAUGUGUCUCAGACUUGAUUCUUUCAGCAUCCCAUAACUCACUCUCAUGGGGGUUUGUUUUUCUUCACGAAAAAAGCCUCAGAGGUCUUCUGUGUAUUAAAACAUGGAAAUGUUUAAUGUAGUUUCAGACACAUUUUAUUAAAUAGAAGAGCAAAACAAGACCUAGAUUGAGAUAUAUGCCAAAACAUUUUAUUUUUAUGUGUCUAAUGUUUGAAUUAGGGAUUGACUGUGUUGGGGCUGGGCAAUAUGGCCUCAAAUCAAUAUCACGAUAUAUUGAGCAGUUCACCUCGAUAACGAUAAAUGGACGGUAACUACUCCACAAGCAGCUCACCCCCUCCCAUAUUAACUUCAUCUACUUCAGCCACCGAUCCAGCCACUCAAACUUUUGAACCAUCCUCCAUUUCCUCACCUGUCUUUCCUUCCUGGAUGGGGUAGAGUAAUGUCACCAAUGUAGGACAGUGUCUUAAAGGGUCAUGAGACCAUAGCCUACCUACACACAUCCAAAACCAACUUUUAUUUAUAUGUAUUUUUUUGACAUCGAUUAUACCGAUAUAGGCAAAAUGAUGUUGGUUAUUGUCAUAAAUUUCGGUAUCAGUAAAUUCUCGGUUUAUCGCCCAGCCCUAGACUGUGAUAAACUUUAGUGCUAAUAUUAAAGAAAAUAAAGACUUGAGCAUUUUAGAUUAGAAUUAAAAAAAGAAUAUUAAGGAAAUGUCUGAUGCUCACAGACUGCUUUACUCUCUUUUUUAAUGCCUCUAAACUGAGUGUCCUUUGAAGAAAGUAUGCAACAUUUACUCCACCAGAGGAAAACAGAUUCAUCAUAAUCUCCUUUUAUUGCAAAACUAAAAUAAAGCAAUAAUAAAAAAAAUAAAAAGGAGAAGAAAACCUCAGCUUGAUCAUGAUAAAAUAGUCUUAACCAAAAGUAAAAACAGCCUCCUUACAGAAAAUAAAAAGAUUCCACUGUUGUGGAAAUAUGUUCUCAUUUGAUGAUGACUAACUUAAUGUGAGGAAACUUUGGAUAAAUGAGUCAUGAAAGGAAAGUCAAAACAGUGCGCUGAAAGCUGUGAAAAAUGCACCUGGUGUGGGCCCUGGGUGUCUGGAUCGCACUGAUUUCAUACAUGCAUCUACAUUUAUGUGUUACCGGUACGAAGCCCGACACAAACUUUCUCUUUAUCUGUCCCUCUUGCAUGAACUCAGCAUGCGCACGCUGCUUUUCACAUCUUUUUUGCGCUGCCUUCUUGCCCUGUCUGAGGGGAAUACAUUGCCAAUGCAACAAACAUGCAACAUGUCCCUAUUUCAUCCUCAGGAUUACUCAAAGUUUAUAUAAAAUCUGAGAACUAUCAGUCAUCACACUACAGAGAACUUUUUUUCUUCUGAGCUUCACAAAGAUUAAAUAAUGUUGAGUCUUAUUUUGACUUUUCUUUAAGUUAAACAAAGAAACUCAAAACUUUCCCCGCUCUCAGAUUCUUGCUGCAGUAAAAUAUAGAUUAACUAUUUUGAAAUAAUUGAGGGAUAAAUCAGAAUUGAAUAUAUUCCUCUGUUAAAACUAAUGAAUUCAUCCCUUCAGCUCUGAUAUGUAGAAUUAAUUAACUUACAGCUCAAAAAUACAUGAAGAGAGAGUUUUGUUCCUCCAUGCAUCCUCAGAUGGACUGACAACAAUAUAUAGAAUAAUAGAUUAAUCGUUUUGAAAGCUAAUCACAGCCCCAUAAACUCAAAGCAGAGGUACAGUCUUGUCAUUUCCUCAUUACAUCUGUGUCUCAAAGUCAUCCCUCACUUCAAACAGACUCCUUCCCAUUCUGCCUCUCGCUGCACAACAACAUAAACACAUUUCAUCAUUAUUUACAAUACUGUCAGCUCACCUAAACCGUUUUGUUCAAUUUAAUCCAUGAAAUUCACCAGAGGUUGUGCACUACCCACCUCUCCCAGUCCUGUGAAAUGAUAUGCAAACACAGUCCGAGCUCCACUGAGGUGUUCAGUUACGACAAAACAGGCUCACAAUAAAGGAUGCAUGGUGAUUACCGCAAGCUGACAAAUGAUACCGUGCAUGAACUCUUUCUUUCGCCAAUUAAAACACUCCUGCAAACUGUAUUUGGAGAGUAACAGAUGAAAAUUUUUCACAUGUUUUUUGUUGCCAUGUUACAUAGUCUGGAGUUUUGUUAACAUACACAGCUUUUUCCCAAUGUCAAGUGUUUCCCGGCCGAAUUCUCUCACCUUGCCCACACCAUAACUCAAGAUAAUUCAGUGAAACUCGAACUGCAGAACCAAUUACUGUCCACUCCUUAAAGUGACAGCAAUUAAGAGGUUGGUUAUUUACUCAACUGUAAAAGAAAGAAAGAGAGGGAGCAAGAGCGCAGGUCGAGGAGCACCGAAGUUUACUUUUGUAUGCGAAACACAAUCCACUCCUCUGAAAAAAGCGGCUCAUUUCCAUAGGAGGGUGAGCUGUGCCUGGCGGCCACAUUUGCUUACCAAACUGUACAACUUCAGCCCUCAAUGUUCUUGUUUUUGUUUGUAUCUUUGACCGCAUAAAACUGGAAGGGUGUAUCUGAACUAAAAGAUUAUGAGGUUAAAGAGAUAUUAUGGCAUAAAAUUAAGUAAGGGUCACACACACACUGUAACACCGAGUUAGACAGCCCCUGGAGAGAUGAAUGUUGCCGACCGUUUGCUUCUCUUGUUAUACCAACCAAAACCCCACUCUAUAACCAAAAAAAAUGCUCAGAACAGCACCUAACUUCAUCAACAGUACAUACAGGGUCCCAGCCACAGCACAAGCCACAAAACAUCUUUUUAGCUUAACCUGGUUCCUUUAGCAAGGAGACUAAACACAGCUCACCCACUCUCUUCCAGCAGCUGCUUGUUUGUGGGGGAGCCCUGAUGAGUCGAUUACCGAGUGCUGUGGAGUUUCGCAGCUCAAGGAAGAACAUUUAUGAUCAUUUCUUAAUGGACUGACUCAACUUGGUGUUAUGGUGCGUUUGACCCUAACUUAAAUUUACACCUGAAUAUCCCUUUAACACAAAAAGGCAAUAAGACUGAGAGAAGCAGCACUCUUGGUGGUCUUUCAUCACCUCUGAUAUAUGAUGAGAUAACAGCUGUAGCAACAACGUGAUAAUUUGAUGCAGAGUUUGAUCAGCUGUGUUGCCACACUGUUUAUGACUUUAAAUGCCAUUUAUCAAAGUUACAUCAGUUACAUGAACAUCAUUUCUAAAUGCCUUUGUUGAUGGGCAGUCUGGUUUCCAAAUAGGAGCAUUCACACUUCCAUUAAUGGUCUUUCCCUUCAAUCAGAUCUUAUUCAACAGAAGUUAUAGUUAUAACCAACUUGGCCUUGCUCUUUGAUUGAAUGAAAGGAAAUGUAAUGAUUGCGUGGGAACUGGCUUAGAGGAUAAAGAUAUGACUAGAAGGUAAUGUAUGUAGGGAUCUCAAUUCAAAACAAAAAUUAUAUUUGGCUAAACUGCAGUUUUAGAAGGUAUACUUAUCCACUGUGAGUCUUAUGUUUGACCAGAAAACACAACAUACCACAUAUGAUCAGCAGAGAAAUAUCACUUUAUCCAGGGGGAACCUAAACUGACACAAACAGAUCCUCACACUAGCUUUAAGUCCUCCAUCUAAACUUAAUAAAAUCAAGAUGCUGCAGGUUUGGCGCUGGUCUCUGUGACUGAUUGAUCAAAUUUAGGCCUCCACAUUGGUAUCCGAACAUCAACCAUCGUGGAAUUACAUCGGUCAGUGGGCUGAUGAGAAACAUAUUUCGCAUUAAAAGGAAAAUUAGGCUCCGACUGAGGGAUGAUCUAUUUCGAUUACAGUAACAAGCUUGAAAAACUCUCAUGCUUUGACAUAUGUCUUCCAUUGACAUUUCAGGGCUUUUUAUUGGCCACAUAAUUUCUGUUAAAAAUAUGUUUUCCUCUUCAGAUAUGAAAAUAUUGAUUUCAUGACUACAAGACUACAAGUACUGCUCUCUCUGCUUUUAAUAAGAAUAACACACAUGCCGCAUCACCCAACUAACUCUGUUCAGAUAAGCUCAGAUCUUCUGCCUGUUGCCAAAGCACAAGGCUCGUCUUGGUUUCUAUUCAAGAAAACUGAGAGAAUUCAGCCAAUUGAACCUAUUAAUCUGAUCAAUAAAACCACCAAACACCAACACAAGUAAGACCCACCCUCUAAUAAAUCAACACAUCUUUUAGAGAGCUGUUUAUGCAGACCGAAACAACUGAACAACACCAUCUCUUACUGCUCUGCAAAGAUACUUGUGGUGGAGCAGAAACCUAAUUAUAAUAGAAGACAGACUCGGGUAGCUUGGCUUCACUUCAGGGCCAACAAAUUAUUCUUAUUGGCACAGAACACACAAACCAAAUGAAUGAGCGGUGGGAGCAGAGUUCAGACUUCAAACGGCAGCUUUAUGGUAAACGAUUGGCAGAGUUGAAAAUUCUCACAUUGUGCAAUCUCAGACUGAGGCCCGCCUUUUGAAAAAGCUUUCAACCCCUCCCCAUUAACCGAGAAUACUUUUCAGUUUUUCAAUCACAGCGACGGGCGCCAAGAGCCUUUUCAGCGUGAGGAAAUCUGUCUUCAUCGUUAAACAUGACAGCUAUACAGGAUUAGAUUUUGUUCUAUAUUGCCAAGAGAGAGACCACCACACUUUCGUCCUCUGCCGUCCUCAUAUCUUUCUUGGAGAUCUGUAGUAGCCACUUAACCACUAAGUGGACACACACUUAAACCAGAGACUCUCACUCGCACCCGCCGCGGUGGAUCUGCCCUUAACCUGACAGGUGGGUCAUCCAGACAGGGGUUCAGACUAUUUGUCAUCCGGCAGGACAGCGGGGUAAGGCUCAGUCAGCCUUUGAGUCGAAACAGAGGGCAUAAUGCAGAGAAGGGGAGGCUUCUGAGUGUUUCCCACCUGUAGACCAUGUGCUGCUGUGCACCUUGAUUUACUGGCGAGCUUUCGUCUCAGAGCUGUGGUUACCAGGCAGGCGCUCUUAGAUAUAUAAACUGAACUCUCUGAAGCUCCAACCAGGAACGCUCUUUGCCCUCCUGAGCCUCAAACUCCUCUGACGUGUUCAUAAAUCUACAGGCCUGAAGACGUGCCGCACUGGCCUCCACGCUGUUCAUUGAGCUUCUUGAAACCAUGCUUGUAUUUGUGUGUGUGUGUGUGUGUGCUUUUUCUCCCGCUCUGCUAGACACAACUUAACAAUGAAAGCGGUGACGGAUUGGUCUGAUAAAGGUACUAAUAGAUACACACACUUUAAAGGAGUUUUCUUUUGUCUGAUAAGGCGGGCAAACGGCACAAGUAUUCACUUAAGCUGCAGAGAUAAGGGCAGCAGCAGGAGCUGAGUCACAGGAAGUAGGCAAUAGAGAUAAAAGUGAGGAGAAGUCUGCGUGCUGGUGUGAUUGAGAGGAGAGGCAGUGGUGUGCUGACGUUUUAACCCCAGGGCUAGCAUAAAAUAUGUGUGUGCACACAGUUAGUAUUCACUUACCUUUUGGGUUUCCAAUAUUUACUUAAUUACUAAAAUCCAAGUAUCAUGUUGUUACAUUCUAAGAAAGAGGUACUUAAACCCUAAUAAUGACCAGAAUAGUGGCAGCAUACUUGUUUAAUUGUAUGAAGACUCAAAACAAUCAUGUCUGCAAAAGCUACGGAGAUAUUUCCAAGAAGACGAUGACCUAGUGUACCAGUACUGAUGAUCACUAAAAAUAUGUGUAUAAAACAUAUAAAACAGCAGAGGGUAGCACCAGUUCUUUACUCUGGUCACCACUGGUAGGGUGACCAUAUUCUGACUCCCCAAAAAGAGGACAUGACUACGCAGGGGUGGAGUCUCGGAGUCGUACAAAGUUUAUUUUGAGGUUUUUUCGGGUUGGAUCGAGUGUCUUUUAUGCGCUUCUAACUCAGUAAGUCCACAAAAUCGAAACUUACGUACUAAACCACAGACAUUUAAAGGAUUUUAUAAAACUCCCCGGACAAAGCCGAACAACCACUGGUCACCCGAACCACCGGCUAUGAAAUAAAGAAAAGAUCAAGAAGAAGCAGAAGAAGAAGGAGACUAAGGAACAGCUAGCUAGUUGGCCUUCAUUACAGGGAUAAAACAUAACUUGUUACAUCAUCGCAUUAAUUAGGAAAAUGUAUGAAGUAACGUGUCAUUCCACCCUUGUCUCUGCCUUUGCUUAAUAUGAAUGAUGGUGUUUUUCCCUAAUCUUUCUAUACAUAUCAUGAUAAUAUUGUAAAUGUUUUUGGUCGCUAUAGCUGCGAGGUAAAAAUCUGAAAUGACAGCGCUAUAUUCAACCUUGUAAAUGCCACUGCGAAGAUGGGAUUUAGCAGUGGCGCCUGGGUUGGCCUGACAGAGGUAGGGACACGCCGCUAUUGUGAUGAACUCCAAACUAUUACUUUGAAAAGCGUAGGGCUGGGUGAUAUGACCUCAAAUCAAUAUCAUCAUGUAUUGAGCAGUUCGAUAACGAUUAACAGACGAUAACUACACCACGAGCUGCUCACCCCCUCCCACAUUAACUUUGUCUACUUCAGCCGCCGCUCCAGCCGCUACAACCUUUUGAACCGUCCUCCAUCUCCUCACCUGUGUUUCCUUCUUUGUUGUGGAUUGGAUGAAGUGGAGUCAAGUCAAAAGGGACAUGAGACCAUAGCCUACCUACACACAUCCAAAAUCAACUUUUAUCUAUUUAUUUAUUUUUUUGACACCGAAUGAACCGAUAUGGGCAAAAUGACGUUGGUUAUUGUUGUUAAUUUUGGUAUCGGUAAAUUUUUGAUUUAUCGCCCAGCCCUACAAUGGAGUUGUUCUUGUUCUUCACUCACCUACUCUGAUGCCUGCUGUGAUGUGAGGCAAAUGUUGGCCAAAGAUUCAGAGUGCAUAACAAAAUUAACAUUCAAAGCAAAACAACCAAACAACAUCUGUUCCUGCAGUCAAACAGCAUCGCUUAAUGUAUUGAAUUAAUGCACAGUAGAAACCAGCAUGUUGAUUGUAUUUGUAGCUUCUUUUCAUCAAAAUUUGCUUUGACAUUUAAACACAUUAAACACUCAUUUGGAUGCAAUGAGCCGAAAUGAACAGAUUCCUUUGAGACUGUAAUUUUUCACUCUGGGCUGAACAGUGUGUGGUUAAAAACUAAACAGGCCAAACCACUAAAUACCCCUCAAACCUCAAAGCACAUAAUUCAGCCUCGCCUUUGAAGGCUUUCAGACUGACAAGUGACACAAGGCAGAAAAUAAUCUUUUAGGCGGGGCAGCCAAUGAGGCUGAAAGUCGGCAUCAUUGCUUGGAAAUAAACAAAAUAUAACAGUCAUAGAGUGAGGAAUUAAGUGAUGAGAGUUUGCUGACAAACAGCGUUUUUGGCUUUGUGGGUCUUUUGGAGUGAAGAAGUAGAAAUCGAUGAUAAAUUAUGAAGACUGCUCUGGUCUGGAUUACAUCGUCAGGAUUUACAGCGCUGGCUGUUCAUAAGACAAUUAAUUCAACCACCUCUCUUCAAAACUAUUGCCAUCCAAAAAUAGAUGAAAAGAAACAACUCUCAGACAUUGAUUACUCAACAGUGAUUUCAAACCUGUCAUGGGUUUGGCUGUGAAAUAAAUGAAGGGCUUGGACUGUGGGGGGGGGGGAGCAAUUGGGAAAUGAUUACAUUCCUGAGGCACAUGUGUUUGAUAGACCCCCCAGUUUGGGAGGAAGUGUGACAGACGUUUUGGGCUUGUGUUCAAAGCCCGGCAGAAAUCAAAAGCAGGCAAUUAGGAUUAUCCUCCAUUAUUUUAUCAUUUGGUAAACAUGCACAACCCUUUCUCUUAAGCUCAGACGCAUAACGGCCUUCCCACACUACCCACACACCAAGGACAAAGACCCAGACUCACAUGCAGAGAUCACAAACACACAUGUUUGUGAUUAUGAUGAAACUGUUUUUUUCAGCAGCUUCUAAUGUUGGUAUAUGUGAUCUUUUAAUGCUAAUGAGCUAAUUCGCAAACAAUGCUGUCGUUUCGAGGAUAUGCCGCUGUUUAAGUCUCGAUGCUACAGUCGCCUCACAACAGGUGCUCUGGUGUCAGAUGUGAAAAAACGGUCUGCUGUCUCUGUGCAUCCCUCCACUUGCACUCUCACCACUCUGUUGUUGACCAUAUUCACACAGCUGCCGUUUUCCUCUAAUGUCUAGCUUAGCAAGGCUUAAAUGCUGGUGUGACAUUUCCCUGCUGCGACCCAAUUCCUAAUCGAUUAGCAAAUCAGAAUCUUAAGACACUUAAUAGUGAGAAGGCAAAGGAACUUGGAGCCAAAUUCAAGUUAAGACAUUUAAAACCAACCAUCAACAGCUAAUUUUAGCGUUCGGCUGCUUCCUAGCUUGUAUAACUUUAUUGGGAUAUUACAACAUAAAAUUAAUUAAUGGUCAAAGACACCAUAACACCGAGUUAGACAACCCCUUGAAAGAUCAAUGUUGCUGACUGCUUGCUUCUCCAGUUAUACCAACUUUAGUAACAACCGCAUGAUAGCAGUACACAGCGGUCUUAGAAGCCAGACACAAACCUCAACCAAAACGCCACUCUAUAGCCACAAAUAAUGUUCAGAACAGCACCUAACUUCAUCAACAGUACAUACAGGGUCACAGCCAUAGUACUAGCCACCAAAUAUCUUUAAAACUUUACCUGAUUUCUUCAGCAAAGAGACUAAACACAACUCACCUACUCUCUUCCAGCAGCCGCUUGUUUGUAGCGAGAACUCAGGCCAGUCCAUUAAGGAUUGCUGCGGGGUGACGCAGCUCAAGAAAGAACAUUUGUGAUCAUUUCUUUGCAAUCAGACCGAGACACUAAGGCUUGAAGAACUACCGCGUCUGCAGUGAAAAAUUAUUAAUAUGGUGAUUAUUACUUUUGGGAAAUUAUAAAGUAAUGAUCAUAAAUGUUCAUGAGCUGCGUCACCCCGCAGCAGUCUAUAAUGGACUGGACUGACAAGUUGGUAUAACUAGAGAAGCAAGCAGUCGGCAACAUUCAUCUCUCGAAGAGGUGUCUGACUGGGUGUUACGGUGUGUUUGACCCUGAAUUAAUUUUACGCUGAAAUAUACUUUUCAGUAAAACUUUGACUAUGUCCUGAGACAGUAACUGUCAGGAUGAGGUUGAAUGCUAACUAUUCAGUUUGACAGUUUCUCUCAGGCUUCAACUCUAAAACUAGCCAACGGUUAAGAAAACACUAGCUAAUGCUAGUGUUAGCAAGUAGCGGUUGGAUGCUUAAAAUAGCUGCUUGCCAAAAGUGUUUCAGGUGUCUAGUUUCGGCUUGAAUUAGAGCCUCAUUUCUCCCUGGGAAAAGGAGGAAAUGAGGCAAUAUUUGACUUUUUAUCCUCUGCAUUCAAAAACAUGGCAGUAUUAUUAUAGUUGUACCACAUCUGAGCUUUUUACCACCCCAGAAAAUAGCAACUGUGUGAAUAUAGUGAGUAGUUGCCACCACUGCUGUCUCUGCUGCUGUGUGCUCACCUGCACUCUCUGUAGAUAGAAUAUAUGUGUGUCCGUGUGUGUCUCUGUGUGUGUGUGUGACCACUCACUGUGCCUCUCUUUCUUCCUCUGUUUCCUCACAGCAUGUGAUUGCCAUCCCGUGGGUGCUGCUGGCAAAACCUGUAACCAAACCACAGGACAAUGUCCCUGUAAAGACGGUGUGACUGGUAUCACGUGCAACCGCUGCGCAAAAGGCUACCAGCAGAGCCGCUCGCCCAUUGCCCCCUGCAUAAGUACGUGGACUCUUUACCACAGAGGGACGGACACACCAGACACUAUACUAUUUAAGACACAUUAUGUACAUGUUAAGAGACACACAUUUAACAGAGAAACAUCCUUGUCCUUUUCUUCAGACAAGCGCUUUGUGUCUGACUGUCGGUUUUCUGAUCAGUAAAUCUGCAAGCUUAGAUAAACACAUCAUUAAAGUGAAUCUCAAGGUUCGAGGAGUGUAGUCUUCUAAAGCUGUUAACACCAGCAUCCCUUAACCCCAAAGUAUCUGAGGUAAAAGUAUAAGAUAACUCUUUUUCUCAGCAUCCUGUGACCAUUAAAAAGCUGAUUUUGUAUUUAUUCAAAAUGAUAAAAAGAUAGUUUUAGCAGAAGGAUAACUGAGGGCUUAAAGCUGCUCACCAAGUAUCAAUUUUUUAUAUUUAUUGGCUCCUUUAUCUUACUCUAAAACCCAUUAUAAUCAGCGCUCUGCUUUCGGGAUUAGAUACGAGGAAUUAGACGCUCCACACGGAGAUGCUCGGCUGAGGUCCAAUUAAGAAAUAAAUCAAAUCAACUAAUCAGAUAUCUUUGAUUCGUGGGAAUGCGAGGUAAAAGCUAAGGUGUCGAAGCGCUGAUCCCUGUGAGAUGGAAAUCAAAUCUCUCCCUGAUGAUAACUAUCUAAUCAACUUAAAUCUUUUACAGCCGUCUUUUAGAUUUAGCGUCCACGCUUGCCAGCUUUCUUUUUGCUUUAUCUUUGAUUUGUGUACACCUCCGAGCUCUUCAGAAACAAAUCACGCCAGCAUAAUGAGAAACAGGCUCAUUACUUAAACUGGCACGUGUGGCGGCUGAAUACUGAUGGGAGAAUCUGAUCAACAACAACAUCAGCAAAGUGACCUCUGGGCUUUCAACGCCAUUGUUUUUCUUGUCAUUAUAAGGACCAAUUUGUCACGGGAGAAGGCCUCAUUAUGUCUACAAGGCGUGCACUUCAUUUCAAGACUCUGAUUUACUUUGCACCAUAAAUGAAAGAAAGAGGGGAGCAGGUUCGCUCAGACCCGGCUAAGAAAGUCUGGUUUUACUUUUAUCAAAGACUUGAUUCCUCCUGUCUUUCCUCACAGUGUUCACCUCUGAAACCACCACUAUGGAGCACCUCUUUCUUUGCAUGUGUCUUUGAUACGUCUCUGCGGUUUUACCUUUUGUCCUCGUAUUCCUCUUUUAUGAGAGGAGAGCCCCUUCUCUCCUGCCCACAGUAACAAUAAAAAGCAUUUUGUGAGUUUUAUAUCUUCUGUUGCCAUCCUGCUCCUUUGGAGAUAAGGCGGCAGAUCUACACGCAUGAUUUCUCCGAGUGUCAGCUUCCUACCCACAGAGUAUAAAAGUAGAAGUCUUUGGACCAUCACACAGCUCUUUUAGCUUUUCUAAAACAAGAUGGUACGACUGACGGAGAUGAAUGUCAGAAAAAAACUUUAAUUUUUAUGAUAUGUUUGUUAAAGGAUUCAUGACAGCGAAAAAAGAUUACAUUACAUUGAGUUUUUGUGAGGCAUAAAACAGAUAUCACAGUGAGAAUUUCAGAGCUGAAAAUUAUAAAACAGAUCCUGUUUUAAGAUUUAUAAAUUAUUAUUGGAAAAUGUUGUUCUUUCAUUAGACUGAUGGUAGAAGAGAGGCGCAAAAUAUCAGCAGAAAUUCACUUUAAAUGCCGAAACCGAAAGAGCAUCAUUAACUAUUGAUUAAAAACAUGACGUGCGAUUGGUUUGUCGAGUAAAGGAAAAAGAGGAAUGUUUUCUUCUACAGUGAAAAUACUUUAAAAAAGAGAUUUUUAAACGGAGGAAAUGAAAAGUUUUCACACAUACUAAAAUGAUAUUAAAAAUAAGGAUAUUUUAGCAUUAGCAUCGGGCGUUAUUAUCGACAGCAGAGAACUGACAGUGAAACAGACACAAAGCACCUGAGUUAUGGACCCAACGUAACAGUUGGUGUCUUAAUCUAAUCGUGCGUUUACACCAAAGCUUGUCUGUUGAAAAAUCCACCUGUGGGUAAUUCAAGUCAUCAUGUAUUAUUUCACAAGUUUGUACAGGUACGCCUGAUGAUAAAACUGAUCUUUCCUUGUGUGUAUGUUUUGUUUCCUCUGCGAGUAGAGAUUCCUGUUGCACCUCCUACGACCCCGUCCAGCAGUACAGAGGAGCCAUCAGGUGAGUACAUAUACGGGUCCAACAUUGAUCCCAUUUAUAGGCUUUAUUUUCAUCUGUGUUCUGCCGCACAUUGAGGGGAAAAUCACAGCAGAGUGAGGACAUAGCUAUGGGACUUUUUUUUUUUCCACACCUCAGAUUGAUAUUUUUCCACUAGUGUAAAAACAGCCGGCUAGAUAAAUUGGAUCCCUCAUGCCUUCCUCCUCCUUAUUAGUGGUUCAUGAAUAUUAAACCCAUUAGCAGCAGCCCUGGGAUGGGCCUCCUUUAAUCUCUCACACUUUCACAAUUAAUCAGUCUAACUGCGGCACAGUGGGGUGUUGGUGUUGGUCUGGGACUCGGCCGUUUGAUUUGAAGAUUUCUCAUCCGUCCAAACUCUCUGAGUCUCAGUCUGAGGUAGUGAAGUUAGGGAAUAUCGGACGGAGGAAUCUGGAUCUUGUAUCUCAUCUCAGGUUGCAACUGUACCGUCACUCACGAAUACAGGAAAUGACUCAUGUUUGAAACAGUGCUGAUUUACUGUACCAUCAUUAUAGUGGUUGUAAAUUAUCAAGUAAAAUAAGAGAAAUAAAGCUUUUUUAAACUUAAAAGAUGUUUUAGAUAUUUUAAGUUUAUUGCGGGAUCUUUUAUUCCAAUUUUUAAGACAAAUUAAAAUUAAAUGUUAAUCUUUUUCUUUUAACUAUAUUUGGAAAAGGCAAUAUCCCAAAUAUGUAUUUGUUGAUUCUAAGUAUUUUCCGACAUUAAUUUUUUCCCCAGUGUAUAAUAUCUAUAAACACUUGUGUAUUUACAAAUAAGUGCUGCUAUUUUGCUUACAUUUACCUACAGUAUAUGUUUACAAUACAACACAUACCACUGUUUCAUCUGUCCGAGAAUGUCCAUUGCGCACAUCAUUAUAUCUAUGACUAAUAUCAUUGAUCUAAUUGCAUUAUUUGAUGCAAAUUUACCCAGAUAAAAUAUGCAAGUCAUAGUGUGAGUGCUAAUGUGAAUCACAAAACUUGUUGUAACCUGGAAACACAGAGACAUUCGUCGACAAACCACAUCAGAAUAACUUCCACGUUUGGUUUUUUGACCUCCCGGUGGAAACAAUUGAGUCAUCUGGCACCGCAUGUUUGCUCUGUCUCAACCAUGAAGUUGCAGGAGGCCCAUGGUGUGCGUAUUAUGUGUAUGUGAGAGUGUGUGUGAGAGAGGCUCCUGCAGCUGUUAUUGGGCCCUCUGAGUUCCCUUGCAUUCUCCAGACAGCUUCGAUUGACGGCACAGUCAGGGAUACUCACCGCCCUCCCCCCCAAACCUUCCUCCACCUUUUUUCCUUUCUGGUCUCUUUACGCUCUCUCCUCCACUUCCUUCGUCUCCCUCUGUUUCACGCUUUGUCUUCACAUAGCACUGUGGGUGGUGUUGAGCCGGAAUAUCUGGAGUUUCUCUGGGCCCCCUUGUCAUGAAUCUGUCCAGUUUUGGGGCGGGGGACAUUUUCCUCACUUCAGUCAUGGAUUACUGGAUAAGUAAGAGGAGAGAAAAGCCUGCAUUGCUUUAUCAACAUCAGGCUUGUUUACUGUAGUGCUUUUUUUUUUCAGAGUCUUGCGAUUGAUAUUAAGAAGUGUAUUUUGACGCUUUUAAAAGCCAUACCCUAUUCCAGUUCACUGUGUUCAUGCAGUUUAUUCAAGUAGAGCAACUCGAUAUCCAAAUAAUCCUCUUCAUCAGACCGUGUCAUUGAACAAAUGUAAGCACAACCUGAAGGAGACUCUGUAAUGACUGAGAUCAUGUAUUCAUACAGCUAAUCUAAUCAGCAGAGAGCUCUGGGAAUUCCCUCUCAGGUGGACUUGAAGGACAUCCAGUAUCUGCUACACUGAACUAAUAUAGUCCGCCAUGAACAGAAGAGCUCAAAACCCAAAGACUGAACGCAGAAGUUUCAUUUUACAGAAGUGUGAAAUGGAACUGUACCUCUUGUUGGGCCAGUGUUGUUGAACAGCGGUGAUAUCAUCUGAGUUCUGAUCACAAACAGAUGUGGGGUUUUAUCAGAGGAUCAAACAAUACUUUCUAACCCACAAACACUACCUGUUUUGCUGCAAAUAAAAUCAUAUAUUUUUAAGAUUUUAUUACUUUUAUUCUGGCGGUUGUAAAGUAGCAUUGUUGGAUUAGGUACACGCAAACUCAUAGCUUUCAUAAAGAAAAAAUGUCAAGAUUACCAUUGGCUCAAUCUUGGCUGUUAUGUCAAGUAACAGAUUUUUAAAUAAAUUCUACUAGGGCUGGGCGAUAUGGCCUCAAAUCAAUAUCACAAUAUAUUGAGCAGUGCACCUCGAUAACUACUCCACAAGCUGCUCACCCCCUCCCACAUUAACUUUGUCUAUUUCAGCCGCUGCUACAACUUUCUCUCUGUCCUCCAUCUCCUCACCUGUCUUUCCCACUUUGUUACAGACUGGAAGGGGUGGAGUCACGUCUCCGAUGUAGGACAGCGUUUUAAAGGGACAUGAGACCAUAGCCUACCUACACACAUUCAAAACCAACUUUUAUUCGUUUUUCUGACAUCAAAUAUAUCGAUAUGGGCAAAAUGACAUUGGUUAAGGUCCUUACACGCAGGGGCCGACACGAAUAUAGAGCGCGAAAGUAAAAAUUUUCGGAGGUGAAUUUUGACACAUCAAGCCCGAUGUGAUUUUGCGACUUUCCGGGGGAAAAAGACUUUUUGCCGGGGAAAGUCCCGCCUCCUUCGCCUCUGAUUGACUAGAAAAGCUGGAAACGUCAUUACAGGUUCAAGCCAGAUGGUCAGCACUUAUAGCCAAUCAGAGGUGAUAAGAUAAGCACAUGAAACAAUCAGCCGGUCGGCCAUGUUGGAUAUACCGGUGAAUCUGACGUCGCAACAACACGCAAUAUGAUUGGUCAGAAGUGGAACACACAGUCUGCGAAACUUUAAAAAAUCUACCAUGAUCGGCAAAAAAAAAUGCCGCAAUAUCGCAGGACGGGAAAACGUCACUGAUGUGAACGCUUGUAUUGACAGGAUAUGGGUUUGAAAAAAAAUAUUGACGUCUGAAAUAAUCGCACGACAAUAACGGUCCCGCUGUGAAAGGACCUUUGUUGUCGUAAAUUUCUUUAUCCGUAUAUUUUCGGUUUAUUGCCCAGCCCUAGAUUCUAGAUACUAAUGUCUUGUCAUACAUGAUGUACAUUCAGACCUCUCAGGUUAUGAUGGCUAAUGCUAAUUGUGGUGAGAUAUUAGAAUAGAAAUGACACAGAUUGACUUGGUAGGAUAAGAAGAUUUGAAAAACGCAAAGAAAUUGAGAUAACUAAUAAGAAUAAAACCUUCAUAUGUUCCAUGUGUGUGUGGGGGGCUGUUGAGCUGACAGCUGUGAGGCAGGUGCCGUGUUGCGCCUCACUCUGACUAAGAGGGGGAUGUAUUUUGAGGAGAGGGUGAAUGAGGGGCGUAAGGAAGGGUGUGGGGGGGGUGGAUAUUGAUUUGUCUCCUGCAGCAGAGGCUCUCCCCCUCUCGACCACACGGAGGGCUGGAAUGCAUGGAGAAUACCUCUGAUGGUGUGGCCCAGACAAAACACACAUUGUGCUGGUAGGUCACGGAUGGUGUGAGUUGCCACUCCCAUGGGUCGUGACAGAGACGUCUGCGCGCUGCGAACGAAAAUAUGGAGGAGAUUAACUGCUGAUGACCUGCGAUGGUCGCCUAGGCCUGUAAGGAUACACAGGAUGUGAAAGUAACUGAUGAUGAUGAGGAGAAAGAAAAUUGGAGUAGGGAUGAUGAGGCUCAUAAGGGUAAUGAGAUUUGGUCUUACGUGUGUGUGUGUGUGUGUGUGUGUGUGUGUGUGUGUGUGUGUGUGUGUGUGUGUGUGUGUGUGUGUGUGUGUGUGUUGUAUGGGGCUGGAAGCGAUCAGCGUCUACGUAAACCCCUCCUUGGAUGUUUUGGACAUGAGUCUUGCCUCACACACCCUGUCUUAGUUUCAGUCGUGCUGUACAGUCAUGUCAACGUGGGAUCUUGUUUUGCCACUUCGCUGUACAAGAGUGAGAGAAGAAAUGCCGUGAUUUUUGAUACGCAGGGACAAAUAUAGAAGAAGAUACUUUAAUCGUGAUAAAUCUGUUGCUCGCGGUUCUUUUUUUAACUUGGAAAUCUUGGCUCGGCUCACCUCUGUGUCUGUAAUUUGAGUAAAAUUCAGCCGCCGUCCCUUAUGGCUCAUCUGAAACUCAUUAAUUAUGGUAAAAGAGGUUGACCCAAUUCAUCAGAAGUGAUCGCAAGCCACCCAAAAGCAAAAUCAGGUCAAGAACUCUGAAAGCUUCUUUACCUGCUGCUGUCCGCCCAUGACGGACCAUCGUCUACAUCUCCUUGAAAAUACCAGAGGAAAAGAAUCGAGGCGUUUUUCUCCCUGUGUCUUAUUCUGGACACGAUCCAAACUCACUACCCUGGUGCGAUCAGCUCAGCAGACAGAGGGCACCACACUGGGCUUCAUAAUCUAAUUACAUGCUUUAUUUGCCUCAAUUUGUUUCUCAAUCAGUCUGCUUGAGGAAAAAAAGCCCUCCUCCUGGGCCGUCAUUUACACCUCCCUGUCACCGCUGCCCUACUCUGCCUCUGUGGCUGUGAAUCUAACCCAAGUCUCGGGGUAGAUUCACUCAAUGUAGAAAGCUGGUCACACCUGAGGUUUAUUUGAUUUCACUACAGUAAAGGAACAUUUACAUAUUUGUACAUAUUUGUAUGUUUGAAGGGAAUCAAAUAUUUGUUGUAAACUUGAUUAUUAACAUCCCUUUACCGUUCCAUUAAGAGAAAUAGAGCCUUAUCGUACAUUACUUGUGCUAAAGUUUACCAGGUUUCCUUCUCAACCAACUCAGUCAAGUAGGAUCCACGUACCUUAAUUGUGGGGUCAGGCCAGUAGCCCAUGUUUAUUAGGGGUGGGAAUCAACAGUGGCCCCACAAUACGAUAUUAUUACAAUACUUGGGCCACGGUAAGAUAUUAUUGCGAUUCUUAACACUUUGCAGUACAGUGAGUAUUGCAAUUUAUACAGUUUUCUUGACUGUUUAGUGAGUUUAGCAUUUGUCUUUCCUUUAUGUUUGUCUAUGUAACGUGUUCCCAAAGUGGCCACAUUUCAGAGGCGUUAGAUGCUGCCUAAAGUUGCUUCGUGGAAAACAGUAAAACACUCUCUGGUGUUUUUGUUGGUAUAGUUUGUGGUUAAUGACAAUGUUCAACAACUAGUGGCUGAUAAUCAAAAUAGUUUUCAAGCCCUGUCGAGGUGACCUGAAAAUGAAGGGACAUUCGUGACUUUAAAGCUGUUUGACUGUUGGAUUGGUGUUUAGCUGACAAUUGCAGGUUUUUAUACAAAGUACCCCUGAAAAUAAAAACAGGAUGAAAAUGGUGUUAUAUUGUGAUGAUUUAUGGUGAUUUUUUAUUUUUUUUGGCACACCUGUUUUUUAUCCCUACGGCUGAGUCUAAAUGAGACUAAAUAAGUCUGAAGAAACUUUUUUUUGAAGUUUCAAUAGUCUGAACAUCCUUGAAAAAGCAGGGAAUCUCAGUGACAUGCCAGGUAGAGCCAUCCUUUAAACCAUCCUUUUUUUAUCUUUGAUUAAAAGCCCUAAACACAAGCUGUACCACUCAUUCUAAAAGUAUUUUGUAUUUGCUGCAUGUUUUAACCUUCUUCCUGCGUUAGCUUUUACUACACAACCACCAUGUUAAGGGUUGGUUUUGACCCGCAUCAUAAAUCAGCUGUAAAUUACACUAAAAACAAUUCUCUAUCAUCCAAUUUGGUUCUCAUCUCUAGGUUAACUUGUUAAGCUUCAUUAUCCAUGAAAAUAUUUCAUAGAAUAUUUCUUGUAGUGGUCCUCUGGGCCUUUCUUUGUCAGUGUACCCCUCACACAGACAUCUAUACUGAAUUAAUCUCACAUGUAUGGAAGAGGAAUUUUAAGAAGAGCAUUUUAUAAUUUAGUCAAUUAAAUUUUUUUGUUCCUGACAAAGUCAAAAAGUCUAAAUGCACAAAAGCUCAUUUAAGUGGUUCUUUUAAGCUUUUAAAAUAAAAAACGGGUCGGUGCAGACCCUAACACAGGAGGAGGGUUAAGAAUUAUUCUGCACUAUGGAUCAGACACCGGCGCUCAAACAUGACCCCCGCCUACUUCGGCUUCUUUCUGUUCAAGUCUUUGGCUCAAGUACAUCAAACUGUACAACCCUGUAUUCUACCUUGAAGCACCUUUGGUUCGAAGCAUCCCAAAUGAAACGAUUAGCUUAGAGGGCUGUACAGCACUUUGAUGGAAGGGGCAAAGGUCCACCUCUCAGUUACGCACUUCUCAGUGCUCUGAAAGGCAGGAAACAAAGCGCUGUAGUAACUACAUCUACUCAGAACACCCAGAGCACAUUUUAGCUCAGUGCUAGAGGACUGCUCCCACUUCCCUUGCCUGUAACACGCGCACAAAGGGAACAUUUGUCCUCACCGUAGGGGACUGCCUGGGCCUAAAUGGGGAUCUUGGGGUGCUCUCAGCGGGGCCUGGAGCUCCGUCUCAGGGGUACACUAAUGGGGAACGAAAGGCUAUCAAAGGGAAGUAUCACGAUGGCAUCAAGGGGGGUUAUGAGAAAACAAAGAUUCCUUUCCUGAGUUCCCCCUUCCAUCAUUUACAUGGUAAUCAGGCGCAGCUCAUAUAGACUCCUCUGUUUCAUUUACUUUGUCUAUUUUUGUUACUCACUCUAUUUACUACCACCAGCUCCAGCUUUGUGGCCGUGCAUCUUUGUUUUUUCGCUGAUUUUACUUAAAAUCCUCGUCCUUUUCCUCCCACCCCCUCCGACAAACUUCACUCCUGUCUUCUUUUUUUUUGUGUGUGUCAACCACUCCACCUCUUUGCUCUCUACCAGUAUCCAUUCUCCCGCCUCCUUUCCCUGCAUUUUUUCAUGUCCCGGUGUUCCCCCGGCAACCUCAUUCACACAGAGUAUAAAGGAGAGUAAAAGCAUGGAGCAAAGAUCCGUGCACAACAAUGAAGUUUGUUCAUAUUCAGGCUGCCUGAAAGCUCCAAUCCUUCUUCCACCGGCCCAUCACUCUCCUCCACUACAACUCGCUGUCCAUCCAUCUCUUCCUCUCUUCCUCCUUCUUCUUCUUCGUCAUCUUUUACUUAAGUAAUUGCAACUUAAUGCUUCCCUGAAGUGUGAACCAAAGAAGACUCUGGAACCAAUUUAUGCCCGUUGGAGAGAGAGCUAAAAGCAAAGAAAAAAAGAAGUCUUUUUUUUUUCUUUUUCAUGAUAUGGCCUCAUGUCACGUCUUUCUGUAAGUGUCUGGCCGUGUGACGGCAUAGCAUGGGGCAAUCACUGCAGCUAUGAACUCUGUGGAUUGCAGGGGCCUUUCAAAGCGGAGGGAGGGAUGUAUGGUCUAUGCCUUCUUCACCUCCCGGUAAUCUAUCAUAGAAAAUGGAGGCAUUUGCACUUCUUCAUAGAUCUACUUGGACAAGGAGCCGAGUCAUUUGGGAUCUGCAGUGCAUGUGUGGUCAAUGUGAAAGAAAUCAUAUUUAACUCCUUAAAACACAUGAUCAAAUGGGGAUGAAAUACGAUGACGUAGACAAGGACUAUUUUUUAAGAGUAUACAUGUGCAUUCACCGGUCACCAAACAAAUUCACUCAGCAGCCAUUUUUCUUAGGCGUAACCAUCAGGUUAGGAAGUGGGGCUGUAACAAUGUAGUCAUUGAUUAUUGCAGUCUUUUAAUAAAAUACCUGAAAGUAAAUAAAAAAGUAAUAAAGUAAUACACGGGUAUACAGCAUAUAACUAGCUAGUUCACAGAGAGGAGCAAUAGUGCUCCUACAUGUUAGUUGCCGUCAUGGACUUUAUAAAACAUGAAUGUGGUCUCAGUUGAUAAUCAUUGCUUGAAAUAUUUUGGUGAAAAUCUGAGAUUGUGGCGGCUGUAGUUAGGAGCUUUAAUAGGGUGACCAUACGUCCUCUUUUACCCGAACACGUCCUCUUUUUGGGGGGCUGUCUGACUUUGUCCGACUUUGUCCAGGGAAGUUUAUAAAAUCCUUCAAAUGUCCGGGGUUUUGUAUGGAAGUUUUGAGUUUGUGUCGCGUGGACUUACUGAGUUAGAAGCGCGUGAAAAACACUCAAAACUCUCAAAUUUACUACGCGCGACUCCGUGACUCCGCCCCUGUGUAGUUGCGUCCUCAUUUUGGGGAUUCAGAAUAUGUUCACCCAGUUUUAAUUCUUUUACAUUGUCAUCUUGUUGUGAGCAUUGGUAAACAAACUGUCAGUAUUUCACUGUCUGAAAGACAAACCGAUAGAGAAUUACCAAAGGACCAUAUUUCACAUUUAGAAAGGAAACUUACCUAACUUCUAGCUAACCAAGCUAAUGCUAGCAUGCUGCUACUUGUCACCUAAUAUUACCAUUAGCUAGGAAGCAGCUCAAUGCUAAAAUCACUUAUUAAAGGUGUUGUAAGAUACAGUUAGAAAGGGUUAGAAAUUCUAGGUCAGCAGGAAGUUGGUUAAAUGCUGAUACAAGCUGAUUCUUGAUACUAGCUUAGAUGCUAACUUCAGCUGCUAACAAACAUCCAAGUUAGCAAAGAGUCAAGUUCCCUCGCCAGAAUCUAACUCUGCAUCGUGUCUUCAGUUGCUCAUGAAUAGUGUUGACGUGAAAACCUAAUGAACUAAUUUUUGGAACUUAUAACCUGGACAAAUCUCGUACAGCUUUACAUUUUGAGUUCCCACCAAAGGAAAAAGGUCACCCUGCUGUAACGGUCAUAAAGAGCUGCCCUUGAGUUUAUUUCUUUGCACACACGGGUUUGUAUGUGUGUUUCCCUGCGGCAGAGAGCUAUGAGGCAAUUUGGGUGACCCCUCUGCCAGCAUGAGGUAUUUAUUUGUUCUUGCGCCCCCUCUGCAGAAAGCCUCCUCUGCCUAGUUCUUCAUGGAUGGCUAAUUCUCCCUUCCUGACCUCCCUUUGUGUGGCAAUGACCCCCUUCACACCCCUGCCUUCUACUCCAUCGAAAAGCUGCUAACCCUCCGCGCUCUUUCCCCCCCUCAUCCACACUGCAAUAAAUGCAAAAGCUUGACAUGGUCCUCCCCAUGCCUUGAAGUGAUCUCGGUUUUUUUUCUUUUUCUGGAGGUCGGGGGGCCUGAGGUGACAAACGAGGUGAGAUUUGGAGGGAGGGUAUGGGGGGUUGAAGUGGAUGGAAGGUGGUCUACAGAGGCUUGAAUCAUUCCCACAGUCUGACAGGGAGUGAGUGGGUAGAAGGCCGAGGUGAUUUGUAUUUCUGCUGAGUUGCUGCUGCUGCUGCUGCUGGUACCAUCAGCUCCUUCUGCAGGUCCUUAUCAUCAGGAGGUUGUAAGAGUCUAAAGAGGCACUAGCACAACAAAACAAGCACUUUCCAUAAAUCUUACAGUGGCGGUCCCCCGUCAGCCAACACAAUGAAACCAGACUGAUGAGUGUGUCGACCAGUCAGCCGAAAAACUUCUACCAACUGAACCCUUUUUAGAGAUUUUUAAGAAUAUAAAUAUCACAGACUGACAAGAAAACACAGAGGAGAUGUCCUGUAAAGUCAAAUUAAUUUACAAUCGAACUCAACUUGGACAUGAAAGUGAGUUUUUCUCACAUAUUUUCUUUCUAAAGCAAAUUUAACAACCUGUUGGAAAUAUUUAUCCAUUUUUUAACGGUACUGCAAAUGAAAGAAAUCUAGCUACUUGUAGAUAAACACACUGUGCUGCAGUUUUAACAAACUUUUACAUGUACAAUUUAUAAUUCUAAACUGUACCACACAUAGAAAGUGUAACUAAUGAUUAACACUGUGAAUUCAAAUGCUGUAGUUUUACUACAUGUACCUGAAUAUGCUCAUGUAUUGGAAGAUGGUUUAGCUUUACUCUUACUGCAUCUAAUCUUAAUUCAGCUUUAUUCAAACAUGAUAAAAAAAAUGAUAAAAACAUCUCAAAGAACAGAUGAUAAACAAGAGUAAAAAUGGAUAAAAGUUGGUUUUGGCAAAAAAUGGUCAAAGAUACUACUAAAUCUACUACUAUUAAUACCAAUACUACUGCAUUAGAAUUGUAUAUUUUAUGAUACCUCCUAGUGAAAAAACAAUUUUGAAAAAUUCAGGGAUAGAAAAUGUUAAAAAAUGAAAAAAAAAAUGUUGCCAUAAAAGACUACAUAGAAGAUAUUUCUUCGUUCAGCAGUGUAAUCAAGAAAUGAUAGUUUUUGGUAUCUGUUACUGUUACUAUGUAUUUUCUUAAAACUAAAAUUCUCAAGAGUUUUUUUUUUUUAUCAGAUUUAUUUUAUAAACUUUUAAAAAAAGUUUGACGAUCAUAAUUAAAACUUUUUUUCCAAUAAGCCAUGUAUGCUACAGCUUUGUAACACUCUGUGGCAUGUGGACCGGACAGUUUAUUUAUUUUAAUAUUAUUUGAAAUUGGAUGUAAAAGCAAAUUCACAUUUUUUUCCCUUAUUUUAAACUGUAUUUUGUCUCUUCUUAUAUUUCCAGAUUGUGACUCUUACUGCAAGGCAUCUAAAGGCAAAUUGAAGAUCAACAUGAAGAAGUACUGCAAGAAAGAUUACGGUGAGUCAGUAAGCAACACACAAUCCCUUUUAUGACUUGGACCAAUAUUUGUUUCUACAGGAGAGUUUAAAAACAUGUGGCCUGAUGGGAAAAACACACAGUUUUCUUUUCUCUGUCCUGGCGCUCGAUGAGAAACAAGUUUCAUAUCCUCAGAGGACAAAUCAUGUGUCAAACUUUUGGGGAUCAUUAGAGUCACUGUGCAUCAGAGCUCCUCAGAAAACUGCCUAACUUGGUGCAGCUUGUUGCCGGGGAGCGGCUAUAGUUCACAGAUGAGGCUGAUCUUACUGAUGGCUUACUCCAGCUUUCUGAGGCCAGAGACAAAGCAUCAAACAGAGGAUCUUCAAGGAGGAAGAGAGAGGAGCAGACAAACAGAAAGAGAGAAAGGGCAGGAUGAAGAAUUAGGCAGAGGGGGUGGCUUUUUGAGUUUGCAUUGAAGACCCGGCCGGAUAAAGCACAGACAGUGUGACGGACAGUGGGCGCUCUCUAAGAGAUCCUCAUUAAGCUGGACCAUUUCCCCCGCUCUUCUCGCUGCAUUCCUGUGAGCGCCCGUCCGCCACGCCAUUCAAGGUGAGGAUAAGACGUAUGACCUCUCCCCUCUGGCCCUCCCUCCACCCCCUCCCCCCCGAUUGAAGUCAGUCUGUUGAACUGGUCAACAGAUCAGCGGUAUCCUGAUGCAUACCGCGGCGGCUUGAUGGACAGGCGCAGACUUUGUUCCGCAGGGAUUUGGAGGAGUUAGGAGGUCAGCUUAUUGACACCUCCUCUUCCACCGGGGACUAUCUCACCGCUGAUGUGGUGAGAAGACUUCGCAACAGAAAUAUAAAUCAGUUUAAGCAUGAAUAUAUCAGUUAUUGGUCCCUUUGGAGAGGUGCAAUACCACAAUCGCAACAUUUGAUGCAAGGUUUUUUUUUUUUAAUCUUGCAGAUAUUUACUUAUUUAUUGUUGAAUAAGAAUGUAAAUCCUCUUAGGUUGGCUUUGUCAUUUAUAACCUCAGAGGGGAUCAUUUCCAAUUUCGUUAAUAACUUUUUAAUAUGAAGUAGCUAGGCUUAAAUAAAGUAUCUUUACUGAGACCCUUUACAAUAAACCCAUCAAAGAAAAUCAAAUAUUUAGAGUCAUAUAGAGUGAAUUACUGAUUUGCUUUGUUAAAGUUGGUGUUAGAACUGUUGGCCACUUUGCAAUCCCACAAUACCUGUGAUUCAUCAAGACGUCAACCUAUCAGAGACUGUUUCUGACUUUCCACCAAUCAGGGGUGUUCCCAGGUUUUUUUUCUACAAUUGCUGAGCUGGCAUUAAGUCUGUGUGCUCAAACGAGCAUAUCUGUCUCCAAUAACCAUGUCUGCCUCAGCCUCUGUUAUUAAUGCUACUAGAUAGGGCUGGGCAAUAAACCGAAAAUUUAACAAAACCGAAAUUAACGACAAUAACCGACGUCAUUUUGCCCAUGUCAAUAUAUUCGAUGUCAUGAAAAUAAAUAAAUAAAAGUUGGUUUUGGAUUAUGUAGGCUAUGGUCUCAUGUCCCUUUAAGACGCUGUCCUAUGUCAGAGAUGUGACUCCACCCCAUCAGCUUGUGGAAUAGUUAUCAUCCGAGGUGAACUGCUCAAUAUAUUGUGAUAUUGAUUUGAGGCCAUUUCGCCCAGCUCUACUACCAGAGCGUGUUAUACUCCUAUAUGUACAUUUUACAUUAGAAAGAAACACAACACAGUGAGAAUCCUGGAGUCAUACAAAUUGAAAUCUAUAGGGACUUAAAUAACAGAUGUUUGUCAAAGACAAAUAAAAGGAUCCCACUGAGCAUUUUUUGGUGUAAAAGAGGUCUAAUAGACGUCUAAAUGUAGCCUAGACAACUGGUCAAAAUCAGGCUACGACAGGUCUAAGAAUGAAAGUGUUUUAGAUGCCAAAAUUAGACCAAGUCUAAAUGUGGGCUGUAUCUAUACUACACUGUAUAUUGCUCAAUGGUUAUCGUAAUUAUAUUGGUCAAGUACUUGGAGAUCAAUUAUGCAACUCACAGUUGCUUUUUGGUUGAAAUUAGGUCUAAAAAAUCCUAGAUGUCCAAUAGCCACCUUAAACUCAGAGGGAUGUAGCUAACUGAAAUUAUAUUUUUUAAAAAGCCAGGGUAGUUGAUUUAACCCAAGUCCCACAUUUGACAAGGCAAAUAGAUAAUCAUAGUUGGACCCACCUGGGUGGCCAAUCUCAUUCAAAAGGCCCUUGACCCAUGCCUGCUGCCAGUCAGUAGCUUUUUUAUAAAUGUGAGUCAGCACUGUUGUCAGAUGGAUAAUAAACCCAUGUUAUCUUACUUAUAUCUUAUUUACGGCAGCACGGCCUUGUAGAACAGCCAUAAUGGUGCUUUUGGAAAUCACACCAUGAUGCUUUAUCUGCAGAGACAGUUAAAACAUUUGUGAUCAGAACCUUUUGUAAAGGUUUACUGCCUUGAGCAUUAGGCGUAGAAUUAACUAAGAAGUGUUUUGAUUAUAACUUAAAGAAAUCUUUCAUUAGCGGGACUGUUUUUAACUUCAAACCUGACGUGAUAGAUGACAGACAGUUUCAUCAGCAGGACCUUUAUGUCACGCAUGAGUGAUAACCGCAGGCUCCGUACGUUCAAGGGCGGAGAGGUGGAGAGAUAAAAAGAGACAUCAGGAUGUUGUGGUGAAGAGACAAUCACUCAUCACAUUACUGAGUACCCUCAUGUAUGUACAUCCCCCAAAAAGUGAAGCCGAGGGGGGCCCGACCGGUUUGCCAUGUGUACGUUGUGUUUGUCUGGAGUGUAGGGGGUCUGCUGGUAGCGAUGGUUGAGAUAGUGCGAUGUAAAAGACAAAUAGAUUCUUUUGCUUUAAAGUUUUUGUUUGAAGAGGAAGGAUAGUUUAAUUUGCAGGAUUGAGAUCACAGUUAACACUAACGUAAAAGAAGUAACCAACAAAAACACUGGCGGUUUUAUUUCCUUAAAAACGUUGUAGUUCACUGGAGGUCAGUUAUAAGACGUGUUAACAUUUUUUAUUACUUUUGUCAGAAAUGGGGUCAUAAUGGUUAUUUCCCCAUUAUUCAUUUUAAAGAUUUUAACUAUCAGGUUCAAACAUUUCAAGAAACCAUCCACUCAGGGUUGUUUUCCUUGCUACCUCGCCAUCAGCGGGCUUUGUACAUGAGAAGCAUUCAGCUCCUUGUCAUAUCCAGCAGCACAUUCAAAAUUUAUACGAACUGGAACAAGAUUCCCAGAGAGUUAAAACCGCGUAAUAGCUCAGCGAAGUGGAUCGAAAAGUCAAACACAAUGUGAAUCUACAGAAUGAGUAGAGCGAGCCAUGGCUGUGGGUUGCGGUGAAAAGAUCAGCAGGGGAGCGGGGCUCCAUGCUGCGUAGAGAAACGAUGCUACAAGCUUCUGCGGUCGACAUACAGACGCACAUAAAGAAUCACAGGAGGGAGCGGGGGAGGAGGGGGGAAAUGUCUGAUCUCACAAUAAUCCCUGGUUAUAAUUACGUCAUGCAUUUCAGAGUACAGUGAGCAUUGACUGGAAUGAACACAGAGAAUAAAAACAGGUGAUUGGUACGAGGUAAAGCUGAGGUCACUGUCAGGUCACACAGUGGGGCCUUUUUGACACAGCAGAAGAGAGACAACAGGAUUGGAAAUAUGAAAACAACAGAAUUCAUGGAGGAGACACUGCUGUUGCAUGGAUUACAGGACAAGAUCAAGACCUACUUUUGGGUAACACAGACAGUACCUCCUUUCAAGACCAACCUGACAGAGAAACAAUGGAUCUUUUCCUCAGAAUAUUUGCUAAUUAAACAUCAACUUUGCCAGAGUGUCAACAGGUAUUGCUUGGCUAAAUAUUAGAGCUAGGCGAUAUGGCCUCAAAUCAAUAUCACGAUAUAUUGAGCAGUUUACCUCGAUAACGAUAAAUGAACGAUAACUACUCCACAACUACUCCCACAUUAACUUCGUCAACUUCAGCCGCUACAACUUUUAAACCGUCCUCCAUCUCCUCACCUGUCUUUCCUUCUUUGUUAUGGACUGGAUGGGGUGGAGUCACGUCUCUGACAUAGGACAGCGUCUUAAAGGGACAUGAGACCAUAGCCUACCUACACACAUCCAAAACCAACUUUGAUUUAUUUAUUUUGACACAGAAUAUACCAACAUGGGCAAAAUGACGUCAGUUAUUGUCAUAAAUUUCGGUAUCAGUAAAUUUUAGGUUUAUCGCCCAGCCUUACUAAAUAUGCAAAAAGUCUUUUCCUACAAAUUGAUCUGAUAUGUGGUGUGUAAUCAUGUUGUUCCUAGUAAGACUUUUGUUGUUGAGAAUUAAUUGCCAUUAUUGUUGGGUUUUGACCAAUCAGAAUCAAGUGUAUAAAACAGCCGGGUCAUAAGCUAGUUAAGUGAUAAUUACAUAUAAUAGAUUCAUCUUACAAUCUCUAGUUGAAAUCUGUUGACUGUUUCUCUGGGCGCCUGAUUUGAAGUCUCCUGCUCAAUCAAUCCAGACACAGCCUUUCUGCUAUAAUGCACCAGGCUAUAUACAUAUUCAGGAGAUACACAAAGUUAAAAGACCCACUGCUGCUGUAGUCGGAGUGCCUCUUAGUUCAAGUGCUUCCAUGCAUACAGACCCUGUAAGGUUUAUUUCAAAAGAAGUCUUGUAAAGGAACCAGAAUCAAGUGCCUAACAGGAAAAAGUAUCAUGGGACUUUACAGCGAUCCGAUUAAUAUAAUACAUAUUGAUACAUGCUGCAUUUGGAUCAAUCAGAGAACACUCUCUGAAGGACCAAUCCAGCUGAUUCAUCAUGUGAUAUCACCCUGAGACUUCCAGCUCAAGUCUCUAAUAGCCCUCACUACCCUAUAAAUCACAUUAUAAGGCACUGCGCUCUGUCAGUGGUAAUGGACAUUAUGCAUGUGAGGCUUUAUACCACUAUUAGACCACUGCAGUCAAUCCCACUAGGGUGUAAUUAUUAAUCUUUUUUUUUUUUGCCAUUUUUUUCUGCAAUCUCUUAUCACUCCUUUCACUCCGGUAAAAAGAGUGAUAUGCUUUCAUGUGUAAGUGUAAGACCGCCAUUUUCCCAAAGAUGAACUGUGGCUCAGAGAAGCUGUUCCACCGACUGACGUGCAUUUGGACUGAGCAAACAGACUCUCUUUUGAAAUUAUGCAAUGCAGUCCCAAAAAUCUUUAAUAUAAGAGCCAUUUGGGGUUAGUGAGGCCGAUCAGCCAGUCCUCUCAAAAUUCCUCCGAAUGUGUAAUGAUCCCUCGUGGCCUCUGUAGGGGUCAAAACUCACUGCAAGCUUCUCUCCACACUGUGCCCUGUUGGAUUUUAAUUGCCAACUCCACACUUGUGGUUUUAUGUAGACAGAAUAUCCUGACGUUUGAAUAAUGGCCACAGCUGGAAAAAGAGACAGUGUGUUUGGCAGAAAACGAUCCUUUCCUGGAUUCACUGUGACAGAGAUGUUUGGAUGUGGUGGUUAUUUCUACAGUUGACAGCUAAUGCAGCAAAAUUGGAACAAAGUGCAAGUCUUCAUUAAACCAAUUGAAAUAUCUGCAUAUCUUCAUACAGGGGAGUGGAGGCUGGGUGAACUAACAUGUCUGAUUUAAUCGCAUUGAUAGAUCCACAUGGAAAAUGAAUUUAAAGACUGAGUUAAAUUGUAUACAGCGCAAAGACAAAUAAAAUAUUCAAAUGAUUAAAUAAGAUUAUAUGCUCGUGCAAAAUUUGACACAACACGGUUACAAAAAAGGUAGACAUCUUUUUAGACGUGAUUUCUAACUCAUGCAGUCAUUAACCCUCCAGAUUCGCUGAGUCUUUUAAUGAUAUUUUGAAAUGUAGAUGAUAAACUAGCUACAAUUUAAAAAACUAUCUCCUCACAGAGUGUCAGACUUCUUUCUAUCUUUACUUCUGAUAGACUCAGCCUCUCUUAAAAACCCUUUUUAUACCAAGUCACGUUACCAACCAGGUGAAGAUUAAAGCUCCUGUGAGUAACUUUUGUUUGUGUCAGUUUUGGCCCUCUGUGUACACAUCAGUCUUUGCUUAUCUUGUCUUAUACAUAUUUAAGUAGUAGCCUCUAACAAAAAAAAAAAAUCUCAUUUUUUUGAAAGUUGUGUGGAAAUUGGCAAAACAGCUGUUUGACUGACACCUACUUCCUCACACCAGUUUCAGGUGUAAAAAAUCACAAUAAAAAAUUGUGAAUUGUGUCCCUGGUGGUUUUGUUUGCUUUUGUCUAAAAAGGCAUUAACAUGAAUUUAAGUCUAUUUUACUAAAGUUAAAAAAAAAUCCUAACUGGAGCUUUAACUGGAUUAGUUGCACUCUAAAACCUCUAAAAACUAAUUCCUGGGUAUUACAUGUUGAGUUAAAUUUCUGGGUCAAUUUUCAGAUCCAUCCCCAUUUCUUGGGUCAUAUGGAUUCUAUUGUAAUCCAAUCUGAGGAUGAUUUGAAUGGGUUAAUAAUUAUGGGUUAUUUUUGUGAGAGUAACCCAAUAAUUGGGUCAGAACGUUGGGUUUGAUUGACUCUGUGUGGUUUCUAGGCCUAAUGGCAAUUAAAGUGACCUGGUGACCUUGUGAACUUUUACCUUGAUUUUAUAUACAAUAUGAUAUAGGCAAGACCCUUAGCACUAUGGCCUACCUCAUAAACACGAGUGUGUACCAUUAAAAGCCACAUAAGCUCAGACAGUCCAGGUUGUAAAAGCAGAGCUCCCAAAAAAAGCUCCCCAGAUGCAUAUAUCAAUUUUACCCAAGAUCAUGAGUCAAAUUAACUCAAAGAUUGGGUUAACUUUACCCUUAAAAAGAGUCAUUGAGUCAAUUCAAAAUUUGAGUUAAUUUGAAUAACCCAACAUUCUGGGUCAAAAUAACCCAAGUUGGGUUGUUUUCAGAGUGUGGGAAAUGUCAUUGGAGGUUUUUUGUAGCGCUACACAACUUUUUCAGUGUUUGUUGAUCUUGUCCAACCUUUUUGACCUGGGUAUCAAAAUUAAAAGGAGAAUAUAGACCAUUUUAACUGUAAUUAAACAUUUAAAUUGUCGUCUUUGCACCAUUUCCAGUCAGAGAGAGAGUUUCAAAACCUUCACAUGACAAAUGAGACGACGGACAAUUGAAUUUCCCUUCGGGGAUCAAUAAAGUUAUUCUUAUUUUUCUUAUUCUUAAUCAGUUUUACCACAUGGUGUCACAAUGUGAUUUUAUUACACAUCUAUUUUGGACUCUUGGUUGUAUCCUCUUUAAUGCUGUUAUACAUGAAGGGUAAUGUGUUGUUUGUGGCUGUUAUUGCCAUGGCACCUCUGUAUCUUUGUUGACUGUUGAUUGUUUUUUGUUUUUAGCGCUGUGGGUGCUGUUUACCACUUGAGUCCACUUAGUUACGCUACGUUUUGUAUCAGACGUCUUAAACAUUAGCUUGUUUUCAUUGGUAGCCUGUUAUUGUGAAGCUCAAAAAAACUGCUGUGUGUAAUUACAGCCUCAUUAAGUUGUUUAAAUGACUGCAGACUCAUCGUCUUGUUAAGAAAAUUACCUAUUGCGGACACGCUGAUUGCAUGUCAGUGGAAUGUAAUAAAUCUCUCAUUAAGUGAUAAUGUGUCAUUUCUGUUGCAGCCGUGCAGGUGCACAUCCUGAAGGCAGACAAAGCCGGCGAGUGGUGGAAGUUCACCGUCAACAUCAUCUCCGUCUACAAGCAGGGCGAGAGCCGCAUCCGCCGCGGGGACCAGUUCCUGUGGGUGCGCGCCAAAGACGUGGCCUGCAAGUGUCCCAAGAUCAAGCCGGGGAAGAAGUACCUGCUACUGGGGAACGAUGAGGACUCCCCCGGGCAGAGCGGGGUGGUGGCAGACAAAGGCAGCCUGGUUAUCCAGUGGAGGGACACAUGGGCGCGCAGGCUCAGGAAGUUCCAGCAGCGCGAGAAGAAAGGCAAGUGCAAGAAGCCAUAGGAGGAGAAACAGACGGAGAGGAUGGCAGAGAAGGAGAGGAAAAGCUGAGCGGGUCAUUUGAAAAAAAAAAAAAAAAAAGAGUGAUAGAAGAGAGGCCGAUGGAGGACCAUGGACAGACAAGAGACUGUUUAUGUCGCUGCUUUUUGUUUAGAAGCAUGAAGAGAAUUAUUUAGGAUGACUUUUUUUUUCUUUAGUGAACUUUUGUUGAAGGAGCUCACCUUGCAGAUUUGGUUUUACGGUUUAUUUUACUUCUUUGUCUCUCUUGUGGAUUUGCCGAAUUUGCACCUAUUACCAGCAUAUAAAGUUAUUUGUGUUUCUUUAUCUCAGUAUGACAUCAUUAUAUUUUUAUGGUUUUAAUUUUAUGGACAUUUACUACUGGUUCAAAAACGACAGAGAAAAAAGCCACUCAGUAACCACUGCAGUUUUGAUUUCCUUUUUUGUUGAUUGAGCUUAGAAGCACGCUUGUUUCAUCGUGGGUCAGAUUGAGACACGAAUGUUUCCUCGGUUCAAAAAUGUUUCAUAAAACCUCCUUUUUUUAUUUUUUUCACAGCGUAUUUCUCUGUCACUGCUUUCCCCCUUUUUUCUCUCCCUCUUGACAAAUUCAGGUCUAUCUGCAACCCCAAAAACAUGAAAGUGUUGUCCUACUUUUAAGCUUUUACACUUUUGAAACAUCAUGGAGGAUAAACAAAGUAUUGGCUGAAACGUUUCAGCCUUUCUUCAGUCUCGUUCUAUCUUAACAGGUCAAAUUUUGGUGCUUCAGUAUUAAAAACAAACCUGCAUGAGGACUUAUGUAGUUAAAAUUACUACAUCUUUGGGAAAGACAGACAAACAUCUAGAACGACUUUUUUAAAAGUUCAGUACUCACAGCAGGAGUCUACUACCAGCUCACAAAAUGAUAUAACACUAGUAUUACUGAUUGUUAUAGGAAGAGUUUGAAACUGUAAAAAAAAAUCAUGAAAUCUUCUCCAAUAGAGAUGAAAAUCUAAACAUUAAUAUGAAUUUAUAAGUGGCUUUAAAAUAAAGUUUUAAAAGUCAGUAUGCUUUAUUUUACUAGAGCUACAUUUUUGACGACGUUGACUUUGCUCUGCCACAAAAUGAUGCAAUCUGCAAAAGUAACCCGGGGUAGAUAACAAAUUUCCUGUCAUUACAAAUCUUGAUUUUAAUACCAUGUAUGAAAAUGUACCUUAAAGAGAGAGAAAAACCUCUUCAUCAGGACUCUGUGUCUCAUGGCGGCACACACUUUCUUUGUGAAGUUAGAGACGUUAUUUAAACUCGGCGCAGAUUGAAGUAAAGAAUAAAAAGAAAGUUAUCUCCUUACCUCAUGUGGUGCAGCAGUUACUCCUACAUGCAAACAAAUAGUUCUGUUCAUACAUUUAUUGAGUCCACCUCACGCUGCCUCAUUUUCACCCAGAAUAGAUCCUACAGUCCUACAAGAUAGCAGUUAAAUACUGUCAGAGUCCACACACAAACACAAUGCACGACUGUACAUUCCCUGAAAAAGGACACUCGGGAGCCGCAGUGUCCCAUUGACCUGUCACCCUAAUUCUCUUCACUUCCACAAUCGCACUGAGGGAAAUGCGCUGAAUUGCAAUCACUUGGUGCUGCUUGACUCAAACCACAUUACUCAUUUCAUUUGUGAGCAGUUCAGUUUGGAUUUCCCUGAGGAAUGCGUGGUCUUAAAAAAAAACACACACACACACACACACACACACACACACAGCUCAGGUUUGUGGCGGCCCGCAGUGUUUGUUCUGUAUCAUUAAGUGGGGUUCCUUCCUUCAAUCCAUCCUGAAACAUCUGUUUGAUGCUGCUGGUGUUUGCUGUUUUACAAGAUUAUAUUUAACACCUUUAAGUGAGUCGGAAAAGGGUUUGAAGAGCCGUUCGAGACACGUGGUUUUCAUCUGGCGGAUGCUCGACUUCCUCUGUUGAGGUGACAAUAAUUUCUGAUUCCAGGAAACGAGAAAUCUAAACCACUCAAGAUGACUUGUUUUUGAUUUUGUUGUUUAUUUUUCACCACAAAGUUAAUCAAAAGGUUAUUUUAUGUCUAUCAUCACGCUUCCCCACCAUCACUGACAUCAUGUUCACAGAAAUAAUCGAUCUCCAUGUUCCUGUCUCUCAUUUUGAAUUUACGAAACAGCUUCGAUGUCAGUGUUUUAUGUUCGGCACAGUGUAAUCUGUAAUCUCACCUCUAUAAUCUGUGUAGCCUCAUGCUGUAAAUUUUACAUCUAUCUCCUGAGCAAUGGUUUGACAAGCUUCCUGUUGAAUCGCUACACACACACAGACACACACACUUAGACCUGUCAAAGCAUUGCUUUGUGUUCAUACUAUGAAUUGUAAAUGUUGUUUAGUUGUCACCAUUGCCAAGACUUUUGCAAUGUUGUUUUACGAUGCGUACUAAUAUAUUAUGGUUAUUAUAUAUGAAUAUAUUUAAUGACACAAGACAUUGUGGAUUUUAUUGUCUUUUUCAACUUUUUUUGUACUUUGUUUGUGGUCGUUUAGAUUGUUGCCAUUAAAGAAGGAAAUAAUAACUACUGAACACACCAACCUGGUAGAACUAAAUUCAGAUUUUCAGUUGAAAUAAACUCUUGUUACAUUGAAAAUA